AUUGUCAGCGUGUCUUUCUCUCCUUACGCGCGUCAGUCCUCUCUCUCUCUCUCUCUCUCUCUCUCUCUCUCUCUCUCUCUCUCUCUCUCUCUCUCUCAGUCGCUCAUUCAUUGAGUUAGACCUUCAGUCGGAUGAAAGGAUGAUCACUUUUCUGCCAGAGUCAGUGGAUGUGAGAUAAAGUUUCUUUCUCGGAGUAAGAUCCUCGCUGUCUUUGCGUCUUUACGCGCGGAUCACUUCGUUGCGCUCUCGUCAGCGCAGCUCCCUUUGCCCCGCACUUCUGUGGAUAUUCCCGCUCCUCUACCCGUAGAAAUGGACGACGAGUUCCUCUCCUCUUUCCCUCAGGGUCUGCCCGAGGACCCAGAGGCUAUGAACCCCAACGCCACCGAGGAGCCAGGCUGGUGGGCGUCCUCGGACGGCGGGGAAACGGUGCACUUUGUGGUGCGCUGCGUCAUGACCUCGGUGUACAUCGUGAUUAUCACAGUGGGUCUGCUGGGGAACAUCACGCUGGUGAAGAUCUUCAUAACCAACAGCGCUAUGAGGAGCGUGCCCAACAUCUUCAUCUCUAGCCUGGCUGUUGGGGAUCUGCUGCUGCUGGUCACGUGCAUGCCCGUGGACGCUUUCCGGUACUUCUCUGAGGAGUGGGUGUUUGGUGAGGCGGCGUGCAAACUCAUCCCCGUCAUUCAGCUCACCUCGGUCGGCGUAUCGGUGUUCACGCUCACGGCGCUCAGCGCGGACAGGUGAUCAGUCUCUCCGCCUCUUUCUCCUGCACGUCUUGGUUUCCCAUAUUUUUACCCCCUUUAAACAAAAACUCUAAAGCUUCUCUGACCCAUAUUCACUUUCUUCAUUUUGCAUUUCUCAUUCAUAGUCUUUGACACAUUCAUACUGAGCAUCGUGAACCUCCAGAACUUAGAAAGCGACUUUAAGUGGCUUUACACAAUUUUGGAUAAAAAUUAAACAAAUGGGAUAAAAUUCAUUUCUGAAGUACAAACUUUUAGGACACAUUCAGACUCUUUUAUCAAGUUCAUACAAUUAAAACAACUUUGAAUUUCAUGUCAUAUUGCAGAAAAAUGUGGAUAAGAGUUUUAAAGCCAGAGACAAAGAAAGAAGAGGAUGGACUUUUUCUUUUUUAAUAAUAGAUUUCAGGGGAAAAAAACGUUUAAGUGUAGAGAGUGAAGUUAGAAAUUAAUUAUGUGGUUGAAUUACAAAUGGAGUUACUGUUUUGUGAAUCAGGGGAGAUGUUAUAAAAAGCCCACAUGUAAAUAUGAGAGUUAUGUGUUUGUCUGUUGUGUCUUGAUGUGGUGUACUUAAGAGUCUUAGCAGUCAAGAGUUAACUGAAUGGCACUCUGCCGCCUUGUUUUCUUUUUGUUGAAAUGUUUUAUGAAGGAAAAAAGAGAAGAUGACAUGGUGAAUGAUCUGGAUUGUCACCUGCCAAGGCUCUAGAUUUCCUGUCUGAGCAGCGCUCACACUAACAUAGGAUCCCCGUAGCAGACCCUGUCAGCUAUGUAAUAACAUAACGGCUGUCUUAGACAUCCACAUUAAACUGUUUGGGGGUCUCAACAACAGUUAUUGCAUCAGUUGGUUAUCAAACACAUGGUGAGAGAGAAAUGUUACUCCAUCUGCACAGUGUGUCUUCCAACAGCGAUAAAGUCUAAACUAGCGCUGAAUACUAGCUUAGCUAGUUCUGUACGAGCUAAAACUGAAUAUUCACACAUUACAAAAAAGUAGGCAAUGUUUUAGUCUUUUUUUUCUGUUGCUUUGUUUUCCAACAAUCCUAAAAUUUCACACAUUUCAGUAAACUUAGCAGUAAGCUAAACAGUGUAAGCCCCUCUUGUGUUAGUACCUAUGUGAAGUGAAUCCCAGUCAACAUUUACACCUCACUACGGAUCUCACUGUUGCUGUUUCUAAGAUUAUAUUUAAAUGGUCAAUUUAUUAUAAACAUUUAUGACUUCAGAUAAAACUCAUACCGGUGUCUGAUAUAAUGCUGACUGUUAUUCUAAAGGUUUUCAGUUAGCUUUGUGCUAACUCCAGGAAACUUUGUAGAAGUUUAUGAAUAUGACUGAAAUGAUCCACCUUCAUUAUCUCCCCUUCUCAGACAGAUAAUUAGGGUCUCUUUAAAGAAACAAAUAACAUGUUAUGAUACAUGAUUAUAUUUAUUGUAUUAUGAUAAUUAAGUCUUCAUGUAACAAGAUAAGUUAAUAAUAAGUUGGCAUGAUAAGAGAUUGAAGUUGGUGUAUUACCAGAAUUCUCUUUAUUUCCACUCAGCAACCAUGGACUGUUUUCUUUUUUUACAUUAGCAUCAGAAUCAACUAAACAGCUCCCCAGACUCUGUUAUCUGUUUGAUUAUUUUAGGUUUUAUUGCCGUACCUGGAUGCAUCUGAGUGGCUUUGUUGGUUGAUUAAAUGUGCUGCCUUUUUGGAUUUGGAGUGAGAUGUAUGAGCAGCAUCUUCACAUCUCCUCCUCCUCCUAACCCUCAGCAGUUCUUUCAGAUUUUUCCGAUUUACUGAUAUUUGAUGCUUAAACACUUUUCAACAGAAACCAUGAAAUGAUCUUUGAAUAAGUCACUCUGACAAGAUGAAGAGCUGUGAUUGGUGCUUUUGUUGGCAUUUGCUGCAGUGUGAUUGGCUGAUUGAUCCGUAACCAGUUUGAUUGUACAUCUGUUCCUGGUCCUCUAUGCAGCCUUCCAUCACUUAGCAGGUGUAAAACGCUGGAUUUUCACGGAGCCUCCAUCACGCUGGGAUUAUGAAAUGCCUGGUUAUGAGUGCAGAUUAGGAGUCUCUGGAGUGUGGUAUCUUCUUUGCAGCAUGAUUUUAUCUGCUCACAGGGUGAGAUUCUGCGCUGAUUAGUAUGGGGCAGUAAUCUGUGUGUGAAUGAAGAGGAGGAGGAGCGAAGAGAGAGGGAGAAAAUGGAGAAACUUUUAAUUGAUGUCUUGAUUCAGAGAUCUACAUACAGGUGCAGCUAACUAUCAUUUACUUGACGUUGUUUCUCAACUCCACCUCUGUUCUCACUCCUUAGAUACUAGCUUGAUUACAUAUAGGACCUGUAGCACAAAACAUUUGACUGUAGCUCUCAGAGGUUGCUUUCUUUGAUGAUGCUUCCUUUUGGCUUUUAUCUACAUAAUGCUUUACCCUUUGCAACAUGCACUGCUUCUUUUCUGGUCUCCUUGGUAUGAGUUCCCUGUUGGCAUAAAAGUAAUUAUGAGUUGUUAACAUGAUUUUAUGCAUUGGUUUUAUCAAUUGGUACAAUUGCAGAUACAGUUGACAAGUGCAGUAUUUGCAGCCCGAGACAAAUUUCUCCAAAGGGACAAUCGUAUCGUAUUGUAUUGUAUCCUAUCGUAUCUUAUCGUAUCAUUCUGUGUCAGAUUGUGUUGAACUUCAUCUUAUCAUAUCAAACCCCAUUUUACUGUAUCCUAUUAAAUCAGAUUUUAAUGCGUCAUUGUGUAUCAUAUCCUAUUGGGUCCUAUACAUAGACUGUAUAUAGAAUGGACAGAGUCUGCCUCCUUGCUGGGUGAAGCCACUCCGAGAACAGCGCCCUCUGUUGAUGGGCUGCAGUAUAGGUCAUAAAUCCUGCCUCCGCCAGCAAAGCUUAUGGAGCUGUGGACAAACUUUAGAAAUUUAUUACACAGAACAUACAUUUUUCUUCCCCCUGCUUGCGAUGUUGACAUGUAGUUAUUGUAAGACUGGUUUGUGCUCAAGUCCUCUUUUUUCUGUGAAGCUCCAUUUUUAAAAGUUAUUAGGGGGUUCAUGUUUUCUAUGAUUGACACCUGAUACAGCCUAUUGGCGUUCAGGGAUUGCGUAGCUCACCCGGGGGGAUACGCUGUUUGAGCCGAGCGUCAUCACAGUGACUCUCGGCGACUGCGCGGCCGAAUGCGUGCAUCGCUACUGCGCAGCGCUGGUUUCAGGAAAUGAAGAAAAAUCCCAGAAAUACUGAGACCUUUUUGGCUUCAAAUCCGUUUACAGGCGGGAGGCGGAACCAAGUUGUCCAUAGUAUAUACAGUCUAUGGUGCUAUAGUACCACAUCAGAGCUACUGUCCUAUAGUACCGCAUCAGAGCACACCCAACCUCAUCAGACUGCAAAGAAUUCUAUUUAACCACACCCUGUCUGAUUGUGUUGUAUCAUACCGAAUCAUCUUUUUAUAUAGCAUUGUAUUACACAACAUAGGUCGGUAUUGAACUUCAUAUCUGAUUGGACGGCAUCAGAUUGUUUCAUGUCGGUAAGUGUUACACUAUAUAUUAUACGAUGUGUUACAUGCUUUUAAUUUCCUUGAGGUAACCUUCUCAAAAAGAUAACUGAAGUUGUAUCCAAUCUAAUCUAAAGAUACAAGAUGAUGUGCUGUGCACAUAAUCUCAUAUUGUGCUGUAUCACAUGGUAUCAUAUUUUAACAUAUCAUAACAUACCUACCAUAAAUUAACAUAUCGUAACAUAAAUUUUCAUAACAUGGUUAUUGGUAAAUAAAGUAACGCAACCUGUUGCAACAUAACUUAUAAUUACAUAACAUUUAGUGUCAUAUGUUACCUAAUUGUAUUGUAACAUAUCGUAUUGUUACAUAUAAUGUUGUUACAUAACUUAUCGUAAUGCAUCGUAAUACUGUUUAUCAUAUCAUGUUGUACGUGUAAGAUAUAAGAUUGCUUCAUAUUGUAUCAUAUGGUCUCUUAGAUCCUCCAGAUCAUCAUAUAAUCGGACCUGAAUCUGGUGACUUUGAACUAAAAAGAGUUUCACUCUGUAAGUUUAGUGUUUUUUAACAGAAGUUAUAAUUUCUCUCUAUUUUUAUAUUUUUUUUAAUGAUUAGCUGGUCAAAGUUUAUCAACGCACCGCUGUACGGCCCUAAAUGACGCCUCUUUAAGAAUCUUAUUAAAUCUGCUGCGUCUCUUUAAAAAACAAAUCUGAAGGAUUUCUGCAGCAAACACAGAGGAAAUGCUACUUCACGGUCUGUGCAGGGAGGAGAGCUGAUCUGGUUUAACUUUGCUUUAUCAUUCAAUCAAGGGUUAUCAGGAUAAGUGUCGGAGACUGCAGCGUCAGUCCAGCUGUAGAGGGAUGAGCUAUUGGACGAACACCAGAUCUGAUUCCAGAUCCUGAAGUGAACUUUAUAAACGUUUCAGUGUGAACCUUCAAUAAAUAUUAAACUACACGAUGAGGUUUGACCCAGACUCAGAGAGAGGCGACAGGUGGCGGUAAAUCCUCUGAUGUCACCCUCUGUCAGGUGAGGCAGGGAUGGCGCUUUGCCAGCUCUCACAGCAGAACGGCUUUUUAAUUUAUGCUCAGAGGCUGACUCAGGAUGUGGCGACGCCAACAACUCACUGACUGAGUCUCAGCAAACACUGAAGAGGCACAUUGGUUUAGUUUAACUUUUCAGUGUCUGUGUGCUCCCACAAGGACCUGUAUCCAGAAAGAUUCUGGACCAAGCUGAUAAAAACCAGCCAGAGUAGGAAACCAACUUUUUAACACAAUCCAGGUUAGUUUAGUCUGGUUUUAACAAAAGAAUUGGAUUAACCUGACCCAGAUUCAGAUUUUUAUAAUUGACCAAAUCUAGAUUACCUCAAUAGGACUACAUACAACAUACUCUGUGCAUAGGGGGCGCCAAAUCCACACAAAUUAAAAGACCCUAAUGGCUACAUUUGAGUGAAAAUUUUAGGUUUGAUGUUGACGCUCUUUUAUGUGUUAUAUUUGGAGGAAAACUUUCAUUUCUUUGCAUUUUUUCAAGCCCUCCACUGGGCUCGGGAUCAACCUGAUUUUCAGGGAUCAAAGUUUUUCUCCAGAAGUUUUCAACCUCAAAAGCUGAAGGUUUACCAAAGAUGGUUUUGCCCAGAGACAUAUCACCUAGACUUGGUUCAUGAGCUUCAAGAACUCAAUCAUCCGAUGCUCUUAGAGGGCACCUCUAAUUGAGAUCCACUUCAGUGAACAAGGACUAGGCUUCACAUCUCAGCAGCUAUUGGUUCUCCUUGACAACCAUUAAAUGCAAUCAUUCAGGAUCGUGAUGUAACAUUAGUAAGACAUAAAAAUAGAAAUAAAUUGGAGUAAGGCUCUUCAGUUAUCAUUUUUUUGUUGCACUGCUUGGUCUCCUGAUUAAGGAGGUUUUAGGAUUUAUGUGGGAUCACUAAAAUGGCCAUGAGCGGAACAAAUAAAAGCAAAAACUAUCUAGAGUAUAUGGAUUGUACUCUUGUUAAAUGUACCUGCAGUACUUCUAAGACAGACCAGAUCUUUGACAGACUCUUGAACAUCACCAGGUUGAUAUCUCAGAGUGAGAUAUCUAUUUCCACUCCAGGCAGUGUGAAAGAUGUUAUUUCCUGUGUUUAUGUCCGAUGAUCACCUCAUCAUUCCACGCCAAUGAAACACUGAUGAUGCAUGAAAUGCUGCUUUAAUAAGCAAUUAUCAGCUUAACUCUGUGUGAAAUAUUUCCCCCUCAGCCUCGUUCAACAGGCUCUCCUCAGAUAAACCACGCUGAUGCUGCUUCUGAUGCUGCUGUAGCUCCUCUCUGCUCCAGGUCAUUUCUGUCUGGAAACAGAAGAAGAGAGGAGGAGGAGGAGGAGGAAAAUGUCAGAUUCCGCUUCUGGUUUUAGAUGUAAACCUGAGCUGACAGUGCGACCUCCCUUAGGGUCGCUGAGGUGAAAUCUGAUUUAAUCUCCCUGUUUGCAAACCAGAUUAAACCCUGAGAGACGUUACGGAGCCUCCACAUCACUCCUCUGGAGGUUAAAAUGUCAGUUUUCUGAUAUCUGUCAUAAUGAGGAAGAGCUUCUUUUACUGGAGAAGAACAGUUCAGUAAACAUCUGCAGAGGAAUCCGUCCUGGAAAUGCUCGGCUGUAACAUCAAGUUUAAGGAGUUGAGUGUGUGUAGGAUGAAAUCUCAUAUAUUGUUUCUUUGAACAACACCCUGCAGCUGGUAGGAGGCUCAACCCGUCAGUUUUGGUGGAUUUCAUGUUAAAUCAAAGUCAAAUUAGAGGUAAAUGAAUAAACUCAACACGUGUCCCUGCUGAGCUGAAUGAGAAUAUUCUCUGAAUCAUCCCGUCUGUUCAGAGGGCGGCGCGUUCAGCGUCUGUCAGGGUCACACUGACGAGCUGAGGGAAGCUGAGACUCAGCGUCUGAAUGACAGUCUUCUGACUCUGAAUGAUGAGCUCUGAGUGUGAGGGAGGUUCACUGCCGCUUCGAACCUGCUGCAUUUUGACUCCGGUCCACUGCGCGGAGGAGAGAGAGAGAGAGUGGGUGCAGAGGAGCUGGAGGGGGAGAGACUGUGAGAGACUGUGGAUAGAGAGAGAAGAAACUGGAAAUGAACAAGAGGCAUACAGAAGUGACUCUAACCCUCAGUGUUCAGGUUUUUAUAGGGUCUGCUGAGCUCAGGGUGUUUUUAUGAAUGUCAGAGCUGGGAGAUUAUUCAGACUUCAUUUUCAAUUAUGAUUAUAGCUUUUCACAAUCAUCACAAUACAACAAUAGAGACUAAAAGAUAUUGUGCUGCCUACUGUGUCGCACUCAUGUAAUGCAAACGAAGGACACCCUCCCUUUUCUCCUUAAAAGAGAGCAAGUGUUCAGCCCUUCCCCCUCAAACCGCUGUCGAUGUGCAACAAAGUUUAGGUGUCUGAGGAGGCAGGUGGAGAGAAAGGAGCAGGUAGAUGAGCAGGAAGAGGAGAGUGGACAACAGGGAGAGGAGCAGGAGAGAGGAGAGGAGAGCAGGAAAAGGAGCAAGUGGAGAGAGAGGAGAGCAGGGAGUGGAGCAGGAGGAGGAGAGGAGAGCAGGAAAAGGAGCAGGUGGAGAGAGGGGAGAGCAGGGAGAGGAGCAGGAGGAAGAGAGAGGGGAGCAGGAGAAGGCAGGAGGAGAAGAGAGGAGAGCAGGGAGAGGAGCAGGAGGAGAAGAGAGGAGAGUAGGGAGUGGAGCAGGAGGAAGAGAGAGGGGAGCAGGAAAAGGAGCAGGUGGAGAGAGAGGGGAGCAGGGAGAAGAGCAGGAGGAAAGAGGUCGUCCUGCAGCCGGCUGAUGAUGGACAUGUCAUUUGGCUGACUGCUGACAGGCUGGUCUUUGUAUUGGUUGCUGAUGAGUCAGUCCUGGUCUUAGCCAACAGUGGGCUGGUCAUGCGGCUGGCUGCUGACCUGGUCCUGACUUUGGCUUGUUCUGAGACCCACUCCUGGGACUUGUGUUUCAUUUCAGAGCCGUUUGGCUUGUCUUUAGGCUGGCUGUUGGCAGAUGUAUGUUGAGUUUGGGUGUCACCAGGCUGGUUUUUAGGCUGGCUGCUGACUUGCUGGUCUUGUGGCUGACUGCUGUUGGGCAUGUUUAUAGGAUGUGAGAUGGCCUUUGCUCCAAACUCACUUGGGCCCUCUGAACACAGAACCCUCUCAGCAUCUUGACUAAUUACAAUAAAGAGACUCAGUGACGCUUUGUUUUUAGCGCCCACCUCUGUUUAUAGGUGUGAUUGAGUGUGAGUUAAUGUAGCUCCUGUAAGACAGAGUUCAGAGUGCAGGUGUAAUGGAGACAGCAGACAGCUGUAGGGAAUGUAAAAAUUAAAUUGCUUUCUUGUUAUUUCAGUCCUGCAUCUUCCUGAUCAGACAUUUGAAACUGCACCACUUUUAUUCGUCUAUGAUUCAAACAUUUAUAUGUUUAUGUAAAUGUUGAGUUUUAAAUGUUCAUGUAAAGCUCUUUGUCGCCUGGCUUGGAUAGAGCUGAUUUGUUCAGCACUUAUUAGUUCUGUGAGGACAGGAUAUUUACUGGGUGCAGAGAGAAGCCUGGUUCAUGAUUUGUUAGCAGUGUUGGGAGAAAAUGAUGUGCAGGGUCAUAAACUGCAGCAGUCGGCAGUUUUAUUUAAUGAUGUGGCAACAAGCGAACGCCUCUAUAACAGAGUCUCCCUGCAGACUGCUGUCAGCAUCAGGUGUUAAAACCCACUGAGAUCACCUGGACUUAAUGAAAGGGGAGACUCACAGGGUUGGAUCCUAAAGGUGUUUGAAUGGUAGAGGAAAAGGAUAGAUCUGAGGAUCAAUCUUAAUGAUAAUAACAGGAAAAGAUGAGGGCCAUUUUAUCAGGCAGCAGCUUCAGGUCAUUUGUAUUAAAACAAACUUGCAGAAAAGCGUGAUAAAUAAAAGGAAGCAGCUUGCAAUGAAUCAAACCAUAUAUAAUAUAACUAGGGCUGUCAAAUGGUUACAUUUUUAACCUAGAAUUAAUUCCAGAAGUUCAAUAAGUAAUUGUACUUUAUCUUGUUCUUAAUCAUACACUCUAUUUAUUGUAUAGGAUCAACAAGUGCAUCACAGUAGGUUGGCUUACUAAUCAUUUAGUCUCAAUUAUCACGUAUUUGCAUGUAAACAGGACUUGUAAGUGCAAAAGAUGCAGACUGUAUGGUCAUGAUGUUAUUCUAAGACCCAUUCUGAUGUUAAUUUAGGAUUUUAUAAGUCUCUUUUCUUAAAGUGAAACAGCUUUGGAUGCUCUCUCUGCUCCAGCUCCAGCUCCAGAAUUAUUUCUUGUCAAAAAAGUAAAAAAUGAUCAGAGCAAUACGCUGAACGUGAAAAACCUCAGGCUACACCAGACUGAAAAAUUGGCUGCAGCUCCCGGAGGCUGGAUUGUUUUAACCUGAUCAGAUGAUAGCAGAGGACCUCUGAGAUUAAUGUUUGGCAGACUUGGAGACACUGGAUUCAGAUUUUGGUCCAGAAACAUGUCAGAAAAUAAUUGUACACAGUCUUAUUGUCCAUUAUUUUCGAUUAUCUGGACAACUUUUUGAGUCUGUUGUUUGUCAUAGAAAACAAAGUUUCAGCUGAGCUUUUGCUCAAACAUGUUGUUAGUUUGUAUCUGAUAUGACAGGAGGCAGGAGAUACAAGUCAAGCAAACAAACCCCGACACUGAUGGAUGUUCUUCUGCUCUGAUUCAGAUUCAGACAGCACAGGCCUCAGGGGACAGACUUUGUAUCUACGCCUCUCUCUGUGUGUGUAUGUGUGUGUGUGUAUCUGUGCAAUAAUGUGUGUUUCCUGCAGUAAAGGUAAAGGUCAGUGCAUUAUGUGUCACGCAUUGGAACAGGUGAAGUCUUGUAAAUGUUAAUGCAAUGGGACUGUGGGUUUAAUCCAGGUCAUGACUCCAACAUGCAAACCCAAAGAAGCAAAGGGAAACACGAACCGGUUAUACAUUUAUGCACCUGCUCGUUGUCUGUCUGUGCACCUGUCUUAGUUUCAAACCACUUGGGAACUGUUGCAAAAAGUGUUUUCACUCAAAUACAAUAUCUCUUAGCCCUAAUACUUUACAUCCAUUAAUAAAUCAAAUCCUGCUGCAGCAGAGGAUGUGACGUUGAAUUAUAAAUGUACUGUAUAUUACUUUUGAAUUAAUGCAGAUGCUUUAGUUAGAGUUUGCACUUUGAUUUAAGUCUGAGUUUAUCCCAUUUGUAACUAAUAAUUGCAAAGCACCUCACUGCAGAGGCAGAUCAUUGUUGUUUUUAACUAAUUUUGCAUUUAAAUGAUCUACUGGGAGGACACAUUAAGAGUUUUCCAGCUAGAUGUUCCAAACUGUAAAGCAGAUUUUAUUAAGACCAUUUCUAUUUGGACACAAGUUCAGGUUCAGUUUGGUUACAUAACCCCUUGAUUGAGAGAAGUUAAAGGUUUUCAGUCAUGAUCACUCAUCAUUUUGUGCAACCAUAUCCUGCAUGACUGAAAGGAGAGUCAUACUUGGUGCUUGUCUGAUGCUCCCUGGUGUAGACAGCAGCAUGCUACUGCAUCAAAGGAAGCCCAGUGCAGAAACCCCCCCUGGGUAAACAAGAGAGCACCUAUGGCUUUUGACUGCAGGAGGGUUAGAGGUUUGGUGGUGAACCUUUUCUGUUGCAGCAGCAGAUGUUCAGUAUUAGUGUUGCAGGAUUAGUACAAGGGAGGUUAAACUUCUGACGAAUGCAAGCUUAUGUAUAAUUAUUAGUGGUGUCACAAUUUCGAUUUUUUUAUCGAAAUCUAUCAAAAUUACAUUAUGGUGUCAACAAUUGAAAUCAAAGAAAGGUUCGACAAUCCCCUCCCUCCACAUUCGGGAGGUGUGCAAAGCAGAAGCAAAUAGCAAUGCUGCACAUUGUAGCCGAGCCUGCGAGCCUCUGUGAGUUCUAAUUUUUGUUGUUAUUUUGUUUUUUGUUGUUUUCACUUCACUAAAAACAAGGUUGUUAAAUAGUUUUUUUUUUUUUAUUUGACCAUUAAUGUGAUACAUUACACAACAAUAAUGGAAAUUGCAUCACUUGUAUGUAGCCCAUCUUUUGAAAUAAGAUUUACUGUACAAAAUGUAAUGAAUGAAACCAAUGAUCGUCGACUAGACUAGUCUAAUAAUUGGCAUAGACCUCUGUGCUGUAGGAAAAAGAAAAAGAAUCAAGAAUCAAGUAUUGAAUAAUUAUAAUAAUUAUAAUUCAUGACAUGGAAAAAUGGCAUGAAAAAUUAAGUCAUUUUAGAUUAUAUCAAGUUAAACUCUGAAACUUUAGCCACUCACUAGGAUCCUUUAAAAAAACAAAUUCAGAUAAAUAUGUCAUCUUUUAUUUUAUUUAUUUAUUUAUUUUUAUUCAAACAAGAAUUUUGGAUUUUUUUUUUAACGGGACAAUAUGCAUUAAUGAACAUUUACAUGUAAAUUCAUGGGAUUAUAGCCCAGUGUCUAAUUUCCAUCCCCAGUCCCAUUAGCAGGUUAGUGUCAAUACAUAAAACCAAAACAAACAUCAAUGAUAAAAAAUGAAAUACACAGAGCAUAUCAGCAACAAUAUAGAUGACACACAAACCAAACAAUAAGAACAGGCUGAGAGUUGGGGUAGUAUAUACACUAUUUAUGUAACCCCAAACAUAUUCUAUUAGCUGAGAGGUUUAAGGGGGUUGAUGCACGACAACAUUGGAAAGCAGAGAAUAAAUUCAAAAGCAGAUUUCUGUGACACAAGCACAGAAACAUCCAGAAACAACUAAGUGCAUCUGAGUGUACCUAAGAUAUGUGCUGACAUUUUAGCAAAUAUCGGUGGUAGGCAUACAGCUACAGGGCAUGCUUGGUAAAAAAAAAAAGGUGAACUUUAACAAACCUGAACAGAUAUUCAGCUGCUCAGUUUGAUUUUUAAGCCAGAGCACGCCGUUUAAAAAUAAGCACAAGCAGAGAUUGAGUGCACGAGCAGGGUUCAGGGAAAACGUCACAAAUUUUGAGUUUACAAUCAACUUUUCAAGGCAAACAGUUUGAGCACAAGCAGAGGCAAAUGUGAGCACAAGUAAGGGCUGUUUGAGUGCAAGAGCAGGGUGUUUGAGGACAAGCAGAGAAAGUCUAAGCACAAGCAGGACUUUUUAGUCCCUGAGCAGAGUUUUCAGAGAAGUACAACAAGAUAUAGACUCUGAGUCAACAAAUAAACAAUAUAUGAAGUUUAAGGACAGGUCGAGCUGAGAGAAUCACAUAUAGGGCUUAUUUGAGUGAGAGGGCAGGAGAAAAUCUGGAAUUAUUCAACUGCUCAUCUUUAUAUCAGAGCAUGAGCAUCGAGUCUGAGGACUGACAGGGACUAUCUGAGUUCAAGCUCAGUGUUUCCAGGAGAAAUAUCUCAAAGUUUAGGCAGAAAUUCAACUUUUCAACAACUUCACCCAUCAGAACAAAUGUAAGCUCGGGCAGGGUAAUUCAGGCAACGUAUCCAAUAAGACAAAAUUUGAAUAUUAAAUGCAUAAUUUAUUUCUAUUUGGAAGAUAAUGUCCAUGAAUUAAAAUAGGAAGAUGGCUGUAAAUGAAGGAGUUCAAUUUGAUAUGUCUGCACUGUGCUGUAAGCAGCAGAGGCAUCCCUGGGUCUCCUCUUUGUUGGAUAAUUUUUUUCUUUGUUUACCAUCAGGCGGCAUGAUUACCCCAAACACUCUAAUAUCAGCUCGUUCAGUGGAAACUCAUUUCCUCAUCACAUGUCUGCAGGCUGAGACUUAGCAGUUUAGCUGACCCUGAUGGCCUAUAAUUAGCUCCUAACAAGACUGGAGGCCACUGAAGGGUCCACGACGGCUCCCGAACCGCCUGGAGGUCCUUGAUGAGCUCACUGAGCCAAAUGGAUAAUUAGCUUGAUGAUUGGAAAGGGGAACUGCAGCCACGAUCAUUUCCCAUCAGGAUGAUGCACAAACAGCCAGUCCAGCUGCCAACAAACACAUAACCGCCGCUAAGGGGUCAACCAAAAGGAUGGAGAGAUUACUGAAGGUUUGAUUGUGUAAUAAUACUCGUAUAAAACACAUUUUCUCCAUUUAUGAUUACCUGAGUAAACCUGAGUAAGAGUGGAAAGUAGGAAUAUGCAGGAACAUUCAGACGUAAGUCAAUAAAUACAGGAUGAACCUUCAACUACCUUCAGUCAGUUUCAUCUAACUGCCCAUCUGACUUCACAGUUUGUGUUUUACAAAAUUAAAGGUAUAAAUAACCCAGUUUUAAUGUCAUUACCAUGAUUUUUGGAGACUAUAAAUAAAGGGUAGAUGGAUUAUGUUUGCUAUAGCCACUCCUCUUGUCUAGGGUGGCCAUACGUCCUCUUUUACCCGGACAUGUCCUCUGUCGGGCCUUGUCCAGCUUUGUCAAGGGAGGUUUAUAAAAUCCUUCAAAUUUUCAGGCUUUUGAAUGCAAGUUUCGAGUUUGUGUCACGUGGACUUACUUAACUUAGUGCGACUCCAUGACUCCGCCCCCACGUGGUCGUGUCCUCUUUUGGGGGAUUCAGAAUAUGGCCGCUCUACUCUAGUCUCCUGUUCAAAUUACUUUUACACCUUCUAAUUGAGAGGUGACUGACUCUUCCUCUGAGCCACAGCCACCCCAUACUCAGUUACCCAAUGAGGUGGGGAGGUGAGCCCUCAGCAGGUUCUUGGCUAACCCCAAACCUAACCCUAACCCUAACCCCAACCCAAACACUGUGAAAUUGUGACUGAUAUGACACCAUAGUGCUGUGAAUCUUUAGUUGCCCGUGCAUAACUAGCCCAGGCAGGCAAGUAGUGCCCAACAGGACCGCUCACUUUCUCUAACCUUUUAUUUUACCAGGAUUAUUUUUGUUAAGAUGCAAAAUCUUAACAACAUUAAUAAGGAGGAAGUUCAUGUUUUAUGGCCUUACAAAGGAAGAUGUCCCAAUGCUCCAGUCUUCUGAUGUGAAAAAAAGACCAACUGAACUUCUCAUACAAGACGCAGUGAUGUGUACAAAAACCAAGACUAGAGACAAAUUGCAAUGCGGUAUCAACACACUGAGUCCAGCAUUUUCAGAGAGUAUGAGGUCACUUGAAUAUAAAAGUAUAUAAGUAUAAAGUAUAUUAACACAGUCGACUGCAAUCAGCCCAGAUGACGAAGUGUAUACAAUUGUAUCAUCUGCAUAAUGAUUAAAUUUGACAUUUGUAGCAUUACUUCCUUAAUUGUUGAUGUAUGAAAUGAAUAAAAAGGGACCUAAUAUGGACCCAUGUGGGACACCACUGUGUACAUUUUAAAAAAAACAAUACAAACCUUCAACUUUGCUUUCUAUUUCUCAGGUGGCUAACAAAUCUCCAGACUGUCCUUAGUGCAAACCAAAUUAAAUGCCUUCCACACAAUGACAUGUCAAUAACCCUAAGGUGGAAAUCUGAAACCAUGACAACUCCAUUAUGCACUUUGGUCAUGAUGUCAGAAUAAAACAGGCUGUGGGAGUUCUUGUCAAUACCAUUUUUGCACGAGUUUAGGGGGCUGAGUCAUACUUGAGGGCUGUAUUUUAUGUUGUUUGUUCGAGUUCGGGUUACAGUUUUGUAAGCUGAACCCUCUGAGGUCAUUCAUAUAAUGAGCAACCAGAGUGGAAAGUAAAAGAUCACACCAUCCUGAUAACAGCAGAGAAACUACUCUGUAGCCCUAGUGGGGAGGUUUGAUUGAGAGAGAAAUGGCAGCGAAAGGAAUCAAACUCCUGGAGCAAAGAAAGAAAGUUUUUAUUUUUUUGGCAGCUUUGUUCGUAAGAUCGAUUUUUCUUUUAUCUUCCUGCCGCAAGAACAGGGACAGCGGGGGUCCUGGAGUAGAAGAAAACAUCACUUUUGGAGUCAUGAUUGUGUCUGACAAUCACCUCACAAAUAGUGUUGGAUGGCUUUUUCAGAGAGGUAAAAGGAUGGUCAGAGGAAGGAGAGGAGAGAAAGGAGAGCAUGUGAGGGAUGAUAUGAGGAAAGGAGGAGGAGGAAAUCUAGGGAUGAAAACAAAGUUAAGGAGGUCAAAGAAGGUGAAUGAGUGUGAGAGGAGGUAGAAGUGAAAGAACAGGACAAAAAGUCCAUCACAGAGACAAUAAGAGAUGAGAGCAUCCUUGUAGAUAAAGGUUUAUUGAUCUUUGAAGCAACAUUGACUCCCUUCACUUCCUUAGACAUGCAUCACCCGGCUCACCCUUUUGCAGAUCUCAGGUCAGCUCCUCAUGUCACUGCACUGUGUCUGCAGGCUUUACAUUUUCAGGUCGUCUGUUCAUGUUUGUCUCAUUUUUGUCAGAGUUAGGAACACCUGAGGGGAAACAUAUGAAUUUGAGAAAUGAUUCAGGUAGUUUAAGGUCCAGGCUCAGAGUCUAAAAACCUGAGUAUUCGUAACAAAGCAGCACCAGGGGGUCAAUGUGUCUUCUGCAUCCACAGGUUCAUCCAUGACUCACCGGCCUUUGGGGUUACGUCAGAGGGCCAAGGUAUCAAGACAAUCCUCCACAAGCUGAGAGCCUUUUCGGCAUCUUGAGCUGCAAUUACAGCUUAGCAACGAAGCCUUUCAUUACGAAAAAGACUUCCUAUGUUUGAAGGAGAUUGGUAGCUAUGGUUACAGGUGAUGGCGUUGGCUACAGGGGCAACAUGAACACAAUGGGCUCUCACGUAUCAAAGGAGAACUAAAGUGCAGUUCCAUGCUGCGUCACAUAGCGGAUGAAUGAAACAUGCAAUGCAUCAAAAAAGCAGCAGGUGAGUCUUCAGAAAUGUGACAUCAGCAAACCCAGAGCAGAAUAACAGCUGCUGCAGGUUUUUUAUCAAAGCUGGACUGUCCAACUUCUGGGUCAUCAUGUCUGACAGAGCUGCCUGGUAGGCCCAUGCUUUGGCAUCGUUCUCGUAAGAUGGUGCAGCAUGACUUCAGGUUGUGGUGACCCUCCUGGGGCCUCAUGUCUUAGGUAGUGAUGGCAAGAUGAAGCCUCUUGAAACAUGAAGGCUUUCCAUCCAAUUGCUCGACUCCUGGGCCGAAGCUUCAUCAUUGUGCUUCAUUUGCUCAACUGUGCCAUCAAGUGGACAAUAAAUGUAAAACAGGCAGAGACACCCCAAGGCCUUAGUGCACGAAGCUUUGAAUUGAAUAAAUGAACGGAUGUGAUGUCAUGAGUUUGUGAUACAAUACAGAAAUUACUAAAUUACUAAUAUGGUCUCCAUCUUAACAACACAGUAGCAGGGGCAAAAGGGGGAAGAGGACAAAGAGGACAUAAAUUAUAGAGAGGGUUGUGAUGUGAAUGUGCUUGUGUUAGGCUACUUAGUUUGUGCCAGUGCUUUUGUUGGAGCAACGUAUAACAUAACAAGUCUCAAGUCUAUGGAUUAUGGGGGGGAGGGGCUUCAUUGUGUUUCGCUGCCUGUUAUAUUUCGAAUCAACCGCCAAACCCACGAACCGUUUCUUGUUGACACAUCACAACUUCAAGGUGCCCUUCACAUAGAUAAAAUCCCCCAAAAGUGCUUUCUGGAUGCCUUUCUAGAUGAUGUAAUCUGAAAUAGUGCCCUGUUAAAGCUCUUAUUUCCCCACUGAAUGCCUUUCCACGAUUAGAAAAUGUGGAAAAAAAAGUCCUCCACUACAAUGGGUUGAAUACUAAAUAUGCCACCUUUAUGCCCCUCCAGUAGAGUUAAAGUGAAAGUCUUAAAAAUGGGUCUCUUUGGAACAACCUUGGCGCAGGAGUCUUUGCUCUCCUCAGCUUUAGGAUGAACAUGAAGACACGUGUGUGAAUAUGAUUCAGAGAUAUGAUGCGCUGAUCGUCACAUGGGCCAUUGUUGUGCGGAUGAGUCAGACAUGACAAAUGGUCUGUUGGCCGCUUUAGAUUCAGGUUUCUUGACAAAAGAGGGUAUGUUUCUUUAUUCAAACUAUGUUACAUGUUUUCCACGACUCUCAUAUUUUAAUUUUUUUCCAGACGCUUCUAGAUUCUUUCAAGGUUCUUCAUUGGUGAUGCUGAUUGGUCUGUGAACCUCUCUGCUCACUCACUGGCCAAUCAGCACAGCUGGUAGCAAAGUCUGAUCAUCGGUAAUUUCACAACUGUCCAAAAAAAUAAAUAAAUAAAUAAAAAACGAUCAUUUUGGUCCCAUCCAACCAUGGCAUCUUCUCUGUGGAUGAAAAGUGGGUUAGUGUAGUGGUGUGUGUGUGUGUGUGUGUGUGUGUGUGUGUGUGUGUGUGUGUGUGUGCUCAGAAACUCGCAGGUGGGAGCUGAAUAUAAGCAGGAGGACGGUCUCACCUUUCCUUGAAUAAAUUAGUGCUCAGAAAAGGUUUGAAUCCAGCACAUGGACUCAUGAAUCUGAGUAUUCAAAAGGAAACAGAAGCUUUUCAGCACCUUCUCCCACAUGAAUCUUUAAUACAAAUACUCAAGGUUCUUACUCUGUAAUUAUGUGCUGUACAACCCUCCCCUGAAUCCCCAUGUACCAUCACACACUUUGUGUUUGGGUACAUACAUGCAAAUCAAACAUGAAUCUCAUUAGAGCACGUGCAUAUCUCAAUCUUUCAACACCUUCUUUCCUCUAGUUUUAAAUUUCACUGAAGCAAAAGAGGAGACAGAAAUGCACAACACAAAUGCCAAUCAAAUGCCUCUACUCUUUUUCUUAGUUUUCACACCUCUGUUUCCUGCCCUGUUUUCUGGUUAAGGCAGAAAAAACAUGUAUUUGUUUUUCAAAAUGCAGGUUUUUUACAGAGCUGUGCAAGAGUUGAAUAUAUCCUCUGACUGAGUCUGUGAUCAUAAAUAAACCAAGGUGGGUUUGAGAUGUUAUUUCUGAAAAGAAAAUGAUGUUUCAUGUGGGAGAAGGUGAAAUUGAAGGUUAUUCUGAUUGAGUUGAAUGUUGUUUUCUUUUCCUGCUUUAACAACAACAUAAAAAAUAGCGAUGCUCAUGAACACAUCAUAUGUAUCAGAAAGCAUGAUCCUCCGUUUUACACGCUCUGUCCUGUACCUUCUUUAAAGAAAUAGGAAAGAAAAAAAGGUGAACAACGGGUGGGUUAUUUACAAGGCCAGCGCCAUUAAUUGUAAUUUUGACAGAGCAGACAGGUGAGACCGACCCUGAGACUCAGGUAGAAAUAUAUCCUUUCAGAGACGAAAGCCUGAGGGACUUCCUCACAAGGUUAUCCUGUGGAUCACCGCCUGUGUUUACCACUGCUGUUAGAGGACGUUUCAUCCUAAUGUCUGAAAUAAAAGUUACCAUGAGCCUCUUCAUGGGAUGAACUCCUGUUGCCCUCAUCGCUCACAAGUGUCAUCUCCUGCAACAUUUGCUCCAGACCUCCCCUCAAAUCUUACCACCUCAGAAACACCUGCAUGACUGAGUAAGCCUGGACCCAAGGUGUGAAAAUGUGCCGCUGGCCUGGGCUGGAGAUGUUCAACUUUUAACUCCUGCACGGCAUAAAUAACCUAUGAGGCAUCACAUCUAUAAGACAUAAAAGUGAGAUACAGCGACAUGAUGUAAAAGAGGUGUUUGACAGAGUGUGAUGUACAGGCUGAAUGAAGUAUGACCUGGCUGUGGCCCUAUAUGUGUGAUAAAACACAAGAAGAAGAGCGGAAAGAAGAGGGAUAAAAUAAGUGUUCAGGAUUUGAUCAGUGAAUGAAUCAUCCUGACGUACCUUUAAGUUCACAUUAGGCACCGGACAUAAAUUCAGAUUUGGACUGAAUCACAUCACAGGCCAUCUCUGUGCAGUUUGCUCCAUUUUUUUUUAUUUACGCAGCAAAUCCUGACAAAUUUCUUUCAGGUUAUAGUGAGACAGACAGACAGAGAGGGAACGUCCUUGUCUUUUCACUGUGAGGUGUGUUCAUGAUGAAUGAGACAAAUUUCACAGUUUUUAUCCAUCCCAUCUCCUCUGCAAACUAGCGAAAUUUGACUUGUUUGAAAAAUAAAUGAAUAAAUGAUUGUGUGUGUGUGGGGAUAUAUAAAUGUAUAUAUAUGUAUAUGUGUGUAUGUAUGUGUGCAUGUAUGUUUGUAUGUGUAUGUAUAUGUAUACAUAUAAUUAUUAUUAUAGAGAUAUUCCAAUGUAAUCCAAUUAAGAUUUUUUUUUCUUUUCUUUUUAAAUUCUCUUUUACAUAUUAUAUAAAUUUCUUCCCCCUCCCCUCCCUCACAAAAGUAUUUUUGUAAAUUUUUUAUUUUUUAUCUUUUUGUUGUUGUUGUUGUUUCUGUUGUUGUCGUCACUCUGUUUUGUUGUUAAUAAAAAAUAAUAAUAAUAAUAAAUAAAUAAAUAAAUAAAAAAUAAAAAAAUAAAAAAUAAAUAAAUAAAUGAAUGAAUAAAUACUCAGUUGUGCAUAAUGGUACAGUGAGAGGAUUGGAGGAUGGAGUCACUGACGGUUUCAGACCAAUUAAUCCCCUGAUUCUCAUAACAAAAUCAAUGUCAGAGUAAUAAUAGUGGACAGGUUAAUUGGCGCGUCAUCAGCAGUGAUGCGGACGCUGCACAGAUCUGUAGUGGUGAAGAGGGAGCUGAACCCAAAGUCAAAGCUCUCAAUAUACCAAUCAACCUUCAUUCCUACCCUUACCUAAGGUCACGAGAUGUGGGUAGUGACUGAAAGAACGAGAUCGCAGGUACAAGCGGCUGAAAUGAGUUUCCUCCACAGGGUGGCUGCUCCUGCUGAGAGGAGUCAGAUGAGGUGGCUUAGGCUUCUAACCAGGAUGCCUUCCGGACGCCUUGCUAGUGAGGUGUUCAGGGCAUGUCCAGCUGAUAGGAGACCACAGGGAGGACCCAGGACAUGUCUCUCAGCUGACCUGGGAACACCUCAGGGUGCCCGGGGAAGAGCUGAACAAAGUGGCAAGUGAAGGGGGAAGUCUGGGCACCCCUGCUUAGGCUGCUGCCCCCGUGACCCGGUAGAAGAUUUGUAAUUUUUGAAUCCUCCAGAGAAGAAAAUGCCAACCUCACCGCUGAAGAGUUCCUGGAAUUGCUGAUGACUUUUCUUUCAUUUUGUACUUUGACAGCAAGUGGAACAAAAAGAAGAAGAUGUGCAGAAACAGAUUAAAAAAUAAGAAAAAUAAAAUGUCAAACAGAUAUGAUCAGAAAGACGAUGCAAAGCUGACAAAAUGUCUGAUCAAUGCAGGACUGAAAACCAGAUCUGUGGUGGAUUACAUUGUUCUUUACGAGGCUUCAUGAAGACUUUGUGCAUCUCCAUCAGAGUCGCUCCGACACGCCCAUCUCUAACUUUUACAGACUUAUUCCACUGUGACUCUAAAUCCUCGCUCAUCUCAGUCUGAUGGAGGAUUUAGGAUGCAGCUCCAGAACUGCACUUAAAGAAUAAUUAAUACAAGUAAGACCAGGACCGCUCCUAUUGUUUCCACUUUUGUCCUCCAGUCUGCAGCUACAGCUUUCUAAGAGCUGCUGGAGUUUCUCAUUAACUCACACAGAGCCUGGAGUCACUAAUGCUGCCCAAAGAAAAAUUACGGCUCAGAUUAUAAAAUGAUUUACGUUCGGUUUCCACUGAGACGUCGUUAAAAGAAAUGGUCCUCUUAUUUCAUAACAGUUUCUCCUCUUUUAUUCAUGCAGAAAUGUGCAGUGGCAGCCUUUUCUGCUCCACUUCAUCCUCAUUAAAAAUAUUUGCAUCAUUUAUUAUUUUAAUCCCGGCUCAUACACAGAUUUAUGAUGGAUACCUUGUGGUGCUCAGCAGCUCUUUUUUAACACUGGAGGCAUGAGUUUUUGUUUUGGUGGUCUUAGAGGUCAAAGGUCACAGGUUAAAGAUGCUGAAGCCAAAUCGCCAAUUUUCUCUGCAUCUGGAAUGGCUCCUCUACGGAACGGUUGCGGUUUUUGCUGUCGACCAAUUCCUACAGGUUGGGUUUGUGGGGCAAAUUCAGGGGCAGAUUUCGGACAGUGGGAAUUGCAUGAACUCAGAAGAACCUGUGGAUUCACAUGCAACCAUGCGGGUUCUUGUGGCUCCUUUUGAAAAGAAGCCGGAUGUUUUAUGUUGUGUCUGUGCCUGACUUCCUUUUCCGCAUGGGUUAAUCUGUGCUGGAAUUUAUGUGGCAUGCUGCGGCGUCUGGAAAAAUAGAACUCUGGCAAUCAGCUGCGGAGUCCGCUAAACCGCAGUGAAAAGGAAAGAAGCCGGUGGAAAUUCACUUGAAUUAAGAAGAAGAAGAAGAAGAAGAAGAACUUUAUUGAUCCCCGAGGGGAAAUUCAACUGUCUGCUGUCUCACGUAAUAUGUCUAUAAAAGUUAUCUAUUAUUUACAUAAGAUUUAUAAAGCCUGAUGGCUGUUGGUACAAAAGAUCUUCUGAAUCUUUCUGUCCUAGAGUGAAGAGAGAGGAGCCGUCCACCACCAUUGGCCCUUUGGUCCAUUAAGGUGUUGUGAAGUGGGUGAUAAACUUGAAUGGAAAUGAUUAUCUGCAAUUGACCUUUUCGCACCAGUUCCAAAUGUGGUGCAAACUGGGGGUAAAACACACAGGACCAGUGUUGAGCGUGUUCCGUCAGCGUCCCGUGUCACACAGCAAAUAGGUUGCCAUUUUAAUCAAUGCAACAUCGCACACAGGACGCAUCGCAGCUCCGUCUCAGAAGCGUGUCGAGCGCGGCACUGCUAAAGAUAUGUACCAAGUCUAUUUUCUCUGCUUUACGCUCGCAACACGAAUCAAUCUACGCAGGGAAGAUCGUUGUAGACAGGAUGUCAGGCAAGAAAACCGCACACGUCAUUCGGUAAAUUUCAAAAUAAAAUACAAGCUGUGGACUCCCGACUGAUAAGAAAUACUUCCUGGUUAUGGAUUUAUCAGUAACAUAGAACAAUCCGAUGGUCAAUCUCUGAUCCAUGUGGACCCCAAUACGACUUUUAGCUGCUAACUCUGUAACAGCACAGCAUGGAGGAACAUAGUUUACUUUACUAAACAUGAGUAAACCUGCAAAAAACACUCAAAUGUCAAAUCAUGUUGCUUUGUCACAUACAGCAGAAGGUCAACAGUCACUGAAUUAUAGUGACCAGCAGGAAAUAGACUAAAGAAAGGCAAAAGAAUCUGUUGUGAGCAUGUUGUUUCCUCUUUACUGUACUACACUGCUGCCACGCUUUAAACACGCAUCCUGUGGGCGAUAGACAGCGCUGCCCGACGGAGCAGAGGCGUGGCGCUGACGGAACGCGCUCAACGCGGAUCCUGUAUGUUUUGGGCUUGAGGGUCACUGUUGCUGCUGCACUGAAGUGACCUUUCCCCCUUAAACAUGCUGUAUUCAUAAACGAACCUCCAUAACUCAGUCCAAGCACUCACCUCCAGGAUCCAGACACAGAUCCUCCCCUUCAGGUUAAAAUGUGCCGUGUCGAGCUUUGUGCGAGCUUUCAUCAGACUAAUUAGAGCUUGAGCCAGUCUGGGUGCUUGACCCACCUCUAGGACUAUAAUUUUUUUACAACCCUUAUUCCACAAGAGUUGGGGCGCUGUGCAACAUGUUGAUAAAAACAGGAUUUGAUGUUUUGCAUAUCAUUUGCAUGUCAUUUGAAGCCCACAUUCAACUGAAAACACCGCAAAGACGACAAAUCACAUGCUGCUUUUUAGGGUGCUACAAAAACACUUUUCUGUUUUGAUCCCAGAGAAGUAACCUUGAUUUCAAACCUUGGGGUAAUCAGCUGAUAGGAGUUUAAUAUCAGGUAUUAAAUAAAUAUAUCUCCCUUUCUCUGUCACCAUUAGGUAUAAAGCCAUCGUGAACCCAAUGGACAUCCAGACGUCCAGCGCUGUCUUCUGGACGUGUCUGAAGGCCGUCUCUAUCUGGCUGCUGUCCGUCCUGCUGGCUGUUCCUGAAGCUAUUUUCUCUCAAGUCGUCACCUUACAGGUAAAAAAACAAUCAUCUGUCAUCUUCUUUAUACGUCCAUGAUCUGCUUAUUUCUUUUUUCCUCUGAAGUCCCACACGGAUUCAAUAGACUACAUUAGAACUUUUGCAUAUUCACACUUCGCGCACAUAUCAACAAGACUAAUAUUGUUAACAAUGACACCACAGCAACAACUCAACCCUGCAAUUAAUAGACUCUGCAGCAACACAAAAUCCUCUGACAAUUCUCAGUCUGAAGAUCAAACAUUUCCUCUGACCUUAAACUAAACGGACCAUAGAGGCCCGGACUCUUUUCAUCGCUGUUCCGGUUCCCAAGAGAUGAGGAGUUCAUGUGGAGUUCAUGUCGAUCCAGAAGGGAGGAGAAGCGCUCUAUAGGUGCAGGCUGUCCCUGUGUCUUUUGAUCUGUAGCUUCUUUGCAUGAACGCAAGAAACCUCUCCAUUAAUCUUUCAUUCAGUGAGCUGCAGACCGGUGCUUUUUUCUAUUUUUCCUGUCAAUCUGGAUGCGAUGCUCUCUCCAAUCAUCCACCGGCUUUGUUGUGUAACCAGGCUGCAGGUCCCUCAUUGAAGCAGCUGCUGAAUCUGCGUCCCUUUCACCAUCUCUCCAAGCGAAACCCUCAUCCUUAGUCUGAUGGAGCCCUCAGUUCACCUGUGGAUGAGCUAUGAGCUGCUGCAUCUGCAUGAGCUCCUGUCCACUGUGUGUAACACUGAAAAAAAAGAGUCUGCUGCUUUCAGGCUGUGUGGUGGGGUUACUUUAGGUCAUGAAACCCUCCUCCUUGGAUGCUACUCUGCUGGUGUAACCUCGCUGUUGAGUCAGAUGCUCAGUCUGAUGCCUUUAUCAGCUUUUAGAUCAAAACAAGGAUUGAGUUCUUUAGAUUUUCAGCUACAGGUAAGCAGCAGGGGACUAACAGUCGUGUGUAAAGCCAUCACACUGCUCCUCCUAAAGGACAAAAACAAAGUGUGUUUGUGACCUUGUGUCCAUUCAGACUGAGUGUAAGCCGUCCAUCACGUCCUGUUGAAGUCUGAUCUGGGCAGUUUCGUCUCAUCACACUAACGUCACCCCUGACAGCUGUAAACAGAGUUAAAGUCAGAUUUAUGAACAAGACCAGCUUCCAUCAAACCCUGCAGUCCAUUUGAUGAGCUUUACUGAUGUGGUAUUAUGCCUCUGCUCUCCUUUCUGCACUCCAUCCUCAACUUCUACUUCUCCUCUUCUUCUCUAAUCUUCCUUCCUCUCAUUGUUUAAAUCCUUCUCUGUCCCGUUUGCCUCUCUUUUGUCCUUAACUCCUUGUCUCCUCCCCUCUCAGGGUCACAGGGACAACACAAACGUCACCUUCGUGAACUGCGUGCCCUACCCACUGUCCAAUCAGAUGCACCCAAAGAUCCACUCGGUGAUGAUCUUUCUGGUUUACUUCCUAAUCCCUCUGGCCAUCAUCUCGGUGUAUUACUACCAUAUCGCCCGCACGCUCAUCAAGAGCGCCCACGACAUGCCGGGUGAGGUCAGCGAACACACCAAGAGACAGGUGAGGCCAUCUAUUGGUGAACGGAGAGAGUCCUGAUGAAUGAAUGAUGAGGAGAUGAUGAAUUGAUUGGUUGUGCAUCAUAAGCUGCAUUUACAUGGGCAAAAAUAAUCAGAAUAAACGCCUGAUCGGAAUAAAAAUGCGUCAUGUAAACAUGUCGAUCGGAAGAUUCUGAUCCAAUUCGGCUCAAUUGGAAAGAAAUUGUAUUCUGAUCAAGAGGGGUAGUUUAUGCUGAUCGUUAUUCCGAAGCGCGUCUGUGUAAACAUUCAUUCCGAUCGUGACUCUCUUACCUGACUCGAUCUUCACUCUUUAGCUUUUGGCUUAUUUACUGAGGUCAGUACAGGAGGUUUCAUUAUUAACACUCUGACAUAAAACACAACCGCAGGUGCCGUGUCUGCUCCUCCGAUGACAUACAGCGUCAUGAUGUCACAUCUGCCCACACAGUGCAACGAUUGACAGAACAGUAAAAUAAGUACGCAGGGGCGCCAUCUAGUGACAACAUUUAACAGGAGGAAAACUCUUGAGGCCACCUCACGUUUGAUGGUUUGUUGACAGCGCAGGUAUAAAUACAACUCUUCUUCUGCGGUUGUUUUAGUGAAAUUAGACAACUCUGCACAUGUCCAAAUGCUUCUAAUCUGAAUAAAAUUUAGUGCAUGUAUACGUACGUCAUGAUCGGCUCAUUCGAUUUUUAACCAUACGGUUAGGCCUGUCGCGAUAAUCAAUAAAUCACCUAAUCGCUCGGUGUCAAUAAUAUCGUUUAUCGGCAAUAAUUUGUAGCACAAUUAUCGUCCAGCAAAAUUUGUUAUCGUGACAGGCCUACAUACGGUGCAUGUCAGGCCUACAUUUGUGCCAUUCAUAUAUGAUGAAAUAAAUCAACAUGAUCCACCACAUCUCUGUCUAACAGCUCCUCAGAGGUUUCAGUAAAUAUUGCAGUCAUGUGGGAGCGGUCAGAGGGGGAGUGAGUCGGUCUGAGAGAGUGAUCGCUUUACUCCUCAGCUGCAGGAGGAGCUGAAUUAUUUAACACCCAGCGGCAGGAAAGAUCAGGAGUCUGCAAUCAAUGAUUGAGCGACACAGCUGGGAAUUACUGCUCCACCUCUGGGGAACAACACGGUGAUAUUUAUAGAGGGAGCGGAGCUAUUAUGAGGUUUGACAGCAGUGAUUCCAUCAUUACCAGUUCAACAACAGAGUCACAUCAGACUGGCUGAACUGAUGCUCAGUCUGUCCUCGACAGAAAAAAAACAAAACGCUUUUACUGAUCCUGGUAUUGGUUUUAGAGGCCUUUAUGUAACUUUAAAGCUGAGGUCUUGUAUAACCCAAUAUUAUGGUUUUAACUUGACCUCAAUGGAGUUGGAUUGGAAACAACAUGAAGUUGGAGAUGCUGACAGCUCAUGUCUGAAAAUGGACGCAUCACAAGAGCAAACUCCACAGAGCUGCCAAACUUAACGGGUUUUUGUGUUUGGACUUCAUUUCUGCGGUGCACUUUUUGAAGUGUACAUCCUCAAGUUUUUGUGGUAUAAGCAGCUGAAACCCACUCUUGGUGAAUUUACCCCUAAAUUUAUAGAUAGAAAAUCAAUAAAUAAGUUCAGGCCCAGACUAAACAAGGACCAAGUCUCCAUGCUUCAGUUGCUGGUAUUAUUUUACUUUUCUGUGCUAAGCCCAUUAACCGAAGGAGUCCCAGUAAAACACAUAAAUACUGAAGAGGAGGUAGUUUUAGUGACAUUCAGAGCAGAGCUGCAGCCUGGAGUGUCUCUCAGGAGCUGAGGACACUCUCUGCAGCCAGGAUAACCUCCAUAGACCUCGGGUUAAUGGAGAGUUGCUGACGAACAAACAGUGAAUCAUCUCCUGACCGUUAGAGAGAGGAAUUGUGGACAAUCACUGAGACGUGAAAGACUCUCUGACAAGCAAUGGAGCAGAUAUAACAUCCUCGUCUUUUCCUUCAGUGUUACUAUUACCUGCAUCCAACAGUAAAUGAGAAAGGCUGGAGGCAGUUGAAACCGGAAUAUCAAUAUUAGCCUCAUAACAGUGUUAUUAGGAUGAAUAAAUACAUUCAUGUGAUGACACCGGUCAGGAUGUUUGUUCUGAGUAAUAUUCAGAUGGCAUCUGUUCGAUCCAAGCUGCUAUAUACCUCAACCCUUUUAUACGUGAUUACCAGCUGAAGGACCUCCAAUAAAUUAUAUUGACUGCAGAGGAAGUCCAGGUUGUUGAUCCUGUGUUACUAAUUAGUUACGCAGAGUAUUAGGGCCACAUUAGGAAGAAGAAAAAAAAAGACUUUGAGAUUAAAGUCAUUAACUUACAAGAAUAAAGUCAUUAUUUAUGAGAAAAAAGUCAUUACAAAUGAGAAUAAAGUUGUAAUAAAAUCAUUACUUACAAGAAUAAAGUCGUAAUAAAAUCAUUAUUCAUGAUAAUAAAGUCAUUACUUAUGAGAAUAAAGUCAUUUCAAACGAGAUUAAAGUUCUAAUAAAAUCAUUACCUAUGAGAAUAAAGUCAUAAUAAAAUCAUUACUUAUGGGAAUAGUGGUAAUAAAAUUAUUACUUAUGAGAAUAAAGUUGUAAUUAAAUUAUUACUUACGAAAAUAAAGUCGUGAUAAAGUAAUUACUUAGGAGAAUAAAGUCGUAAUAAAAUCAUGAUGAUACUUAUAAUAAUGUGGUGCUGAUGAGCCAAAAUAUUAAGUAUCUCCUUGUUUGAGAAACAUAUAUUGAAGUACAUUUUCACGAAAUGCUCCAUGGCUUUUAUUUCAACAACUAUUAUAUUAAACAACAGGUUAGAAUAUAAGGACUUCAUUCUGACUUUAUUCUCGUAGGUAAUGAUUUAAAUAUGACUUUAUUCUCAUUUGAAAUGACUUUAUUCUUGUAAAUUAACAACUUAAAUCUCAAAGUCUUCAUUUUUUUUUCUUAAUGUGGCCUUAAUGCUCCAUUGAAAUUGUAAAUUAACCCCCUAACAUUGUUCUGGACACAAAGAGGUAGCAAAAACAUCUUUAUGUACUCCAGUGGUGAUCAGUUUAUAUUAAAUUAAUGUUGUUUUUUUUCUGUCAAUCACAGGAUUAUUAUAUGAUGGGCUCUAACAUUUGCGUUAUAAAAACAAAUAAAACAUACAGUUAAAGGGUUACCUCAAUAAAUGGCUCAUUUGAAAGUAUUAGGAGUGUUUUAAAAUUGGUGGAGUUGUAGCAUCAGCGCAGAUUUAAACAGUAAAAGAACAGAGAGUCAGCUUGCCUCCUUCCCCUCUCUGCAGUUUUCUUUAUGUCCAGUGUCUUUCCUCACCCUGUGUGUCCUCUAAUCCAUCUCAUUACUCUGAUCUUUCUCUGUAUCAUUUAAAGAUGCUAUCAGUGCCGUUUAAAGGGAAAAACACGCCGCUCGUAUCUUCACAUCUAAAGAGGUUGAAAGCCAAUUGGCUGUAUUAACUGCAGACGCCCACAUCAAUACUGAACACGCCUCCUAUCUUCUCCGAGAGCAGAGCUGAUUCAUUAGUUCAGGGAGAUAAAAAACACAGCAGAGGACGUGCUGACGGGUGGUUCAUUCCUACACACACACACACACACACACACACACACACACACACACACACACAAUGAAGCUGAAAAUGAUGGAGUAUUUUUAGCAGACAAGGACCUUUCAGAUCAGUUUAGGGAAUUUAUCGUAAAAUUGGCACUCUGUGUAAAAUGUCGAUGAACAGAAUCUGAUUGUCUGCAAAUCAUUUGAACUUUUUUGGUUAGUAAAGUACAUUAGACUUAAAAAUCAUGAUAAUUUAAAUAAACUGGAGAACUAACAGUGUAAAAGUAAUAAAUGGCUGCUGCGCUGUUCAAAGGAAUAACUUUUGAGACACGUUGACUUUGGUGAACAUGACUCCACUUCAGUAAAGUCGUAGAGAAAGACAUUGUUCCUUCGUUGGUCUGUCAUCACUGCUUGGCUGGUCUUAUUGAUAACAGCUGAUUGACAGUUUAACAACCACAGUAAAUGGGGAGUUGAGGUGUUGGACAGAGUAACAACUAAAAACUGUAACUCUCAGACUCAACUGGACCAGAGCCAUUAAAGACACGGACUUGGCAGGUGGUGCUGGCUGGAUUUUUAAUGACUUUGAGUCCACAUUUAAAACUAACAACCUUAUGUUACCCUGCAGGAGGUUUGUGGUGUGGUACAAACCGUGAAAAUGAAAUAGAAGGACGCAGAGGCGGAAAGUGAAAUCAGUGAGUCAGAUUUGGUACGCUGAGAUUUCAACCUUUUACAAAAUCAAAGCGACGCUGUAGCGGCUAAUGAAUCCAUUAACCUUCACAUUCAGCAGAGAGAUUUCACCUCUUAACUCUGCAGAAGCAGCUCUCCAUCCUGGACUCUGGCUUCUGUGUAGCAGGUUUUUGGCCCGCAUCAUUUAAAGUGACAGCUGACUGACAGUUUGUGGGUUUGACAUAAUAUGAGCAUGAGCAGGUGGGUGACAGAAGCAGUCCUAGACCUGCUGUCACUGUUCGUGCUGUUUGGCUGCAGAGAGCGGGACACUCAGAUACCGAGCUGGCAGGAAGUACGCAUCAUAACAAGAAUCGCAAUGAGAAUCAAUCUGAGCUACGGCAUUAAAACAAAUACUGCUGCAGGUGUUUACUGUACUGUGACCUGUUCUUUAAAAAAUGACCCCAGGCCACCCCUCAACUAAAGGAGCAUGAGUCUUAUUAGGUGAAUGUGUAGAGUUCUUUCUUUAUUAGUAAACUGCAGGAGAACUGACCACCUUCAGGGAAUGGAUUUGCUAGUGGACGACAAAGCGAGAGCGUGUUUAGAGCAUAUUUACCUCAGUCAUUCAGACUGCAUUCACGAACUGUUAAAGGGAUAUUUCAGUCAUUUUGAAGUGAGGUUUUAGCCACAUUUGAUGUUGAUCAGCUCGGUCCCUUUAAAGAAAAAUGGUCUAGAGAGCUGACAUGCAAGCUAGGUGACAGUUUUCUGUAGAUAAGGUGUCUUUGACAUGCAAUUUUGCUCAUUUUGAGAGACUCUGAGCCCAAAACUCAUCUUUGUUUUAGUGUUUGCUCUACUGAAAAAAAAUUCAGCUCUUGACCAUCAUCACCUCUGGAUCUUUGGGAAUUAAAAUACAGCAGUUCGCACAAGGCUGCAGUCUGCAACUAUCACCAACUAGAGUCCACGGCUGUACUGAACACUCAGGGCCUGAUCUACUAAGAUCCAAAAUAGUGAGCGCUAAAUUGCUUGCCAAACUAAAAAAUUGCAUGUGCUAUUAGUGGGCGUGUUGCGGGUAGUCUACUAUCAUUGUGUGCGCAAUUGAUGUGCAAAAGUGGUGCGGGCCGCCCUCUUUAAACAAGGAUUUUGUGUGCGCUAUCAGCUGUCACCAUGGAGUUGCAAAUAUCGUUUUAGGGAUCUGCAUAAAAGGCAAAGGAAGUAUGUUUGUGUAGCUUAAUUCAUACACAAGGCAACGCAAAGUGCUUUUCAGAUGCAAGAUAUAAUGGAAUUAAAAAAUGGGAUUAAAACGAUUUAAAAUCAAUAAGACAGACAUAUUCUUUCUGUCUGUUCUGUUUUUGACCUUAUUAUUCAUGAAAAUCGUAAUUUACCAGAAAAAUGAAAUCAAUCACAAGCUUUUGGACAAGAAUCAUGGUGUCUAUCAUGGCACUUCUGCCUCCUUCUCCCCACAAUGACUGUGCGAAAUGCUGUGCCAGUUUGCACGUGCCUUUCAAACGCGCUAAACGUAGACGCAAAACAGCGACCGCAAUUGGUUUCCGGGUUUGAUAAAUCACCUUGCGGUCGCUAAAUGAUUCAAUUUGCAUCUGCUCCUCCCAGAAUUUUGCGCGUUCUGAUGAUCUACAUACAUUCUGCAUAUUCUUGCGCUGUUUUGCUCAUUUGACAGACGCAAUCCUCAGUGCACCUGGUUAGUAUAUCAGGUUUGCAUGCGCUAUCAAGUUUGCACGUGUUUUUGCAAACGCAAACCUUUAGUAGAUCAGGCCCUUAGUGCCAAUGUUUACCGACUUUCUUCAACAUUCAGGAGUUUAAUCUCUGUGUUUUUUUUUAACGGCAUAAUUACACAACCCAUGCUUGGGAUUUAUGAAGUACUGAAAAACUAAGUAAGUUGAAAGUUUGGGUCAGAGUCUCGCCAACUUUACUAAUUUAUGCAGCAGAAAACUGUUGCCUAGUUUGCUUGCCGGCUCUUCUGGAAGGUUCUCAUUAAAGGGUUGAGAUGACUGGCAUCCAUUGUGGCUAAAACACUCAUUUAUAACUUCAUAACUUAUCAUGUGGAUCGGAAGAGUAAUGGUGUAGCACCAUGAUAAGUUCACUUGGAGACAAAGAUCUCAAUGGUUAUCUGUAGACAAACAGGUUAAAUGCCACAGAGGACAUUUCUUUCUUCUAUGAAUUUGAUUAAAUUGAGAAAAAGAUACUUGUCAUGUAUAAAAACUUAAGACAUGUCUCAGUAGAAUAUCCCAAAUAUGCUGAUUUCUUUUGGAUGGAUGAUAAAGACAAACUUUAGCUGUGCUUUGAAGGAAGAUCUUAACUGCAGGGGUUUUUGUUCUGCAGUCUUCGAGGAGAAAAGGGCAGAUAAAAUGUUUAAGACUGUAAAAGGCACAUGCAACUCUGAAAUGACUCUAUAAUAACCAUUAUUGUAUCUCCGCUGUCUUGUAAACCCUUGAUGGUAGAGCACUUUGUGUGCGUGGCUUCUAAAUAAAUAUAAUUAUCGUCAAUUUAGUGUCUCACGCCUGAGUAAAUGAUGUUAUAAUUGUUUCCCCCUGACUCUGUAGGUCAGUGAUGUCGCAUACAUGAAUAAAGCAUGAAAAUAAAAGCCAAAUGAACAACAACAACAAAGAUCAGAGAAAAACGACAGAGAGAGGAGAUUAUGAAGUAUUAAAGGAGUGACAAGAGCAGGUUUAAAGGGAAAUUACGUCAUUUUUAAUCUGACUUUUGCACUGAAAGGAAAAUAAAGAUGAAUUCUCGAUAUGAGGAGCACCAAAACUUUUUCCUGGUGAUGUUUUUGGAGCCAGAGUUGAGUCAAAGAUCCCUCAGGUGGGUCCAGUCCACAUCAGAAUGAGGUCUAGUAUCUGCAGCAGUCUGAACAGUUCUUCCUGUUCACAUUUCUCUCUCACUAAUACGUGUUGCAGAUUGUCGCAUCUUAUCAGUCACCACACUCAACUCAAAUCAGUUGCAAACUUAUUUUUAGCGUGCUCCAAAACAAAAACAACUCCAGACGCGACAUUACAGGACGAAGGCUGCUUUAAGGUCACAAACAAACAAACAAACAAACUGCAGCUCUGCCCCCAGGAAGCUUCAUCCCACACCUCACAGUCAGCUAAACAGUCAGUUCAGCUCAUUUACGUGGUCCACAUCAUUAAACCCAAAAUAAAACUAAAACCUCAGUGUGCAGUUUGAUGGGACAGGUUUGCUCUGUAAACAUUUAUCAUUUAUGGUGUUUACUUUACAAUCCAAAAGUGCAGAUCAUAAAGUGAGAUUGAUGAAGAUGUCUGCAGAGGAGGAGGCUGCCGUGAGUUAUUGACGAUGAUGAUUUAUUUUCCUGCAGGAGGUGAUAUCAGUGCACUGGGGCUUUUAUUUUGAAGGGACAAGAGGAGACGUAGAUGAAAUACAAGAGAGUCUCAAAGGACACAGGUUUAUUUCAGGACUUUAGGAGAGAAAGUGGACUUAAACUUGUUCAUGUGGUGCAAAAUUGGAAUCCUAAGCCAAUCCAGUGCCCCAAAUUUUUCAGAUACAGUGCAUCAGUGCCGUUUUACCGAGGGGACAGGACAGCUGAUAAAGUAGGAGAGUGUGGAGAGUGACAUGCAAUGUUCAAAAGGCCAAUUCGGCACUACACAGUUCAUCUCUGCAGCUUCAAACUGAACCAUGAAAAGAGGAAACCAGAUAGAAACAGGAUCCAGAAACACCAGGGACUUCCCUUUGACAUUUUUGAGGGGAAAUCAUGGACUCUGCAUCCUCCUCUCUAAACAGUAGAGGGACCACCCAGCUUGUUUUCAGCUCCCAGUCCAAAUCCAGUGUCCUUGAUGGUAUGGGGAUCAUCAGAGUCCAUGUCAUAGGUAGCUACCACAUCUGUGAAGGCUCCAUGAAUGCUGAACAAUAUCUACAGGUUUAGAGGACCUUAAUAUUUCCGCAGGACAAUGACAAUCCACAAUCUGCAGGGAUUACAACAGCAUGGCUCUGUAGUAGAAGAGUCCUGCUGAUUAACCGGUCUUCCUGCAGUCCUGACCCUGAACUGUUGAGCAGCCGAAAUCCUCUGUCAGGCAAGAAAACAACAUUUCACUUUUAGACUCCAGAACCUGGUCUGCUGAGUUUAAUAAUGUAUGAGUGUUGAUAUUGAUAUUAUUUGUGAAACGUUAAAAUCUGUUUAUAUUAACAUUUUCACAACAGUCCAAUCUGUUGGCAAUUUAUUUGUAUAAAUUGGCUUUCUUAUCACUAUCACUUCUUGUUCAAAUACAAGAAGAACCAUUUUCAGUAUUGAUGUUGAGAUGCCUUUGAAGAGCCAAUUUUAAGCUACACACUUGUUAAGAUGUAUUUCAAGGGAAGAAAAAAUGCAUUUGUGUCAGUGGGGUUCAUAUUUAUUCAUCAGUUUAAUAAACUGCAUGAAUUUGGGAAACAUACAGUCUUAUAUGAACCUAAAAAUAGACUAAAUGGUUGACUGAGUCAAAUGUGCAAUCAUAAACAGUUACUUCACGACCAAAACAGCAACAGCAGACGACAACAUGUACAGUGACAGUCGACACAAAUAGAGCGCAGCAGUUGUUUCUCUGCCUCUGUUUUAAAACCAAGACAGCACUUCAUGUUUAUUCAUGAAACCUCCACAAAAGAAAAGCUUUCAGCUACUCUCAGUCUGUAGAAAUAAGCUCUGUGUGUGUGUGUGUGUGUGUGUGUGUGUGUGUGUGUGUGUGUGUGUGUGUGUGUGUGUGUGUGUGUGUGUGCGCGCGUGUGAGAGAGAUUUUAAUUUCCUCCUCAUUUCCUUUCACAAUGAAACUCAAUAAAUGUAUCUGUUUAUUUGACUUUUACUACUUUUAUCAGCCUGUUUUUCUCUGUUUAUCGCAAAGUUUAUUAGAUUAGCUUGUCCAUAAGAGAAAAGGUGAAGUUGUUUAAAUUUAGUUAGUAUUGGUGCUAUUAUAACCCCCACCCCCCGACAAAAAUCGGCAUAUUUGUGAAUUUUUCUGGGUUUGCUAAGAUCCUGAGAUGCUCUUCAAACAGGUUGAGCUGUUUAUCUAACCGCCGUGUUUGGUGCUGCAGUCUCAGCAGGUGAAGACAGCGCUGCUCUCUUUGAUCCUGUGCAGCUUUUGUGUGUCUUUAUUCACGCUUUGAUCCGCUUGUUAAUACACACAGACUCUCAAAUAUCAGCACAUGAAGCACAGAACCUUUAAAAGCCUCCACUCUCCAUUAACAAGCGAAGAGAUCCUUUAAAACUGACACCAUUUUUAGGUGUUUAGGACUUGUUCUCAGCUGUAGUUUGUCUGCAGUUUAAUCCCUUUAGCUUCAUCUACAUACAGAGAUACUGAAACUCAUUUUGUUCUUGGAGAUGUAGCUGUGAGUGUAUCACUAAGAUCACGACUGAUGUGGAGUUUAUGUGGUUAAUGAAGCAGCGUAUUUUAUCUCUAUAUCUGUGUAUACGUUUACUGAAUGUGAGGUGCCACAAGGCUCCAUCCUGGGACCUUUAUUUUUUCUAUAUAACAAGGAUAUAUGCAUGACCUCAUCUAAAGCACUUUUUAAUUUUUCUUUAUAUGAAUGCCAUCAAUGUUGAAAUGAUGUCCAAAAGCAUGUUAUUAGUUUCGAGCAAUGUUUUUGUUUUGCUCAUCAGAUGGAGAGAAAUACAGAGUUUGCGGACCAUUUUGGGUGAUGGAAGUGUUCUGAUUUCUAUUCAUGGCGCUGAUUGUAUCAAUGUGCAAAUCUGUUAAUGGAGAAUAUUGAAAGAGUGACAGCUAAAAUGUAGCCUGAAGUGCUUUGGGUUGUUUGCAGGGAAUAAAAGUGCUCACUAAAUGCAGUCCAUUACAUGUUUCUACGACAGGCUGCUGAUUCAUGCUACACUCCUCUGUUUCCUCUUUACAGGUUCAAUUAUUACUUUUAUUCAGUCUGAUGUUCAACUGUGGUGAUGUUUCUGAAAAGCACAAACACACUAAAUUGCUUUCCACAUGAAAGAGUCCAACCAGUGCUUGAUUGUACAGCCUAACCCCAGCGGAGGUUCAGACCUCCUACACAGGCUCUGCCUUCCCCACACUUUUUAAAACAUGUCGUGCAUUUAACAAAACAGAAAUGCAAAAGUUCAACAAAACUUUAACAAAGCCCAAUAUUUAAAAAAGUCCAACAUAGGGAAUCAUGGGAAAACCUUUUAAGAACUCAGGGAAGAGGAGCGUCAAUGCACAAACAGUCAGUGAAUUUACAUGCACAGCUUAAUCGGAUUAAGCUCAUAAUUCGUUUUUUUUCCCCACCGAAUCGGACUUCUCUCCUUGUCCGCGUACACACGCAGCUGAGAAAAUAGUGUUAUUGAUGUGAACGUGUCCUCCUCCCCGCUCUUUUCAGUCUGUGCCAGACGUCAGAAGUGGCUACAACUGCUACCGGGCAUUUUGGAACAAGAAGAUGGGGCAUCGUACAGCGUUGUUUUUGUCGUACAUGAUGUACGCACUACUUUUUCUGCAGAUGAGAUGCAUGCUACUCCUCUUCUCCGGCGUUUUUGCUCAGGGGUUGUGGGGGCAUGGUGCACGCACACAUGCAUUGUCCAAUCAUACUCCAACUACGCUGGUUACAUGGUAGAGAAAAUUAAAUUCCAAUCACAUUAUCUGGGUGUCUUAAUCAGAGUUCUUCAACUCCAAUCAGAGAACUCAAACUCUGAUUAUAGUCGGACUAAGGUGAUUAAAUGCACUUCAGUUGUCCGGUUUUAAUCAGAGUAAGGCAAUAAUUCGUUUUUCUCAAGUGACAUGUAAACGUACUGACUGAGACGAAACAGUGACAGAGGCAAACAAACAGGUGAGACCAAAGAGGGUAGUCAAAGUAGAGCUGAAGGUAAAGGUUUACUUUACUUCUCCCUCUUCAAGAAUGGGUUUGACCCAAAUACUGUAUUCUCCUCACUCAGGGUCUACCUCCCUCAGACCCCAUUUUCUCCUCCUCCUCUCUAUACCUUCAUGAAAUUAGGUGAGUAGGGGGAGGCAGAGCAAACAUCCCUAGUUCAGAAAACCAGAACUCACUAUAAAGUCUCUGACUCUGAGGUUGUUUGGGCCUCAAAUGAGAAAACACAGAUGAGAGAUGCAAACUUGUAAACCCUGUCGAUACGCCGGCUCUCAUUGCUUCUUCUGUAUCCAUGUUUGGUUGCCAUGUUUCUGGGGUAGUCUGGGUUCAUUGUGAUCCCUGGUUGGCUUUGUAUCUACAGUGUGUAGUCGAAGCACUGAGGGAACACAUUCAAGAGGGGGGAUGGGGGUUUUCAUACAUGUGAGUGUCUUGUGUUUAUUUUGAAUUAACUUUGGGGUACUUCCUAUUAUAGCUACUUAAUCUUCUUGAUACUCUUCGAGCAUGUUAUCCGAGCACAUUGACCUCCUCAGUCGUUCUUUUAUGAACAAUACUGUCUGCACAUAUACUGUGUAUGAAUUGAUCAUAUGUUCUGGUGGUCCGUUGCAUCUUUGUGAACAGGACUUCUUUACUAGUUCAUAUCAGUUACAUCGACAGACUCUCCAGAUGAUGUCCUUGAUUUCAUUGUGUAUUAGCAGUGGACAGACUCUGAUUAAGAUGCUAAUUAUUUUGUGUUAGUUCAGACAACGAAGGGUAACAUCGUGACAUAACCUCCUUUCACACACUUAUAGUGACACCACAAUUUAUUCCCAUCUCCUGAAACAGGACUCACUUCAGGGAGUCCUGUUCCAGACGGCAAUUUGAUAAAAGAGUUUAUGAUUCCUGUCUGGCACCACUAAAAACUCAGUUUAACAGAUAACUCCAAAAGGUCAUAAAUCCCGCCUCCUCCAGCCAUCCUUAUGGCGCUGUGGACAAACUCUGAAAAUUUAUUACACAGAAUAUGAAUUUUUCUCCCCCCAGUUGCGAUGUUGACAUGUAGUUACUGUCAGACUGGUUUCUGCUCAAGUCCUCUUUUUUUCUGUACAGCUCCAUUUUUAAAAGUUAUUUGGGGGUUCAUGUUUUCUAUAAUUGACACUUGUUACAUCCUAUGGCCGUGGGGGAUACGCUGUUUGAGCCGAGCGACAUCACAGCGACUCUCCCGCCGAAUAUGUGCAAUGCUACUGCGCAAGUGGUGGAGCGCAUACAACGCUACUGCGCAAUUUUGGUUUUAAGAAAUGGAGAAAAAACGUGGAAAUGCCCAGAGCUUUUCGGCUUCAAGUCCAUAUACUGGUGGAAGGCGGAACCAAGUUGUUCAUAGUAUAUACAGUCUAUGGUCGCCAUCUUGCAGAGCCAUGUUCCAACAUUAACCUUUAACCUCUGCUGACAGAGGGUUUUUUUACAUCUUGAGGACCCAGCGCUUCGGCUAAAGUAGUGAGCAUGUGAGGUGUUGGUCAUGAACAACACGACUUUGAGAGCCAGCUCAGGACCAACAGGAUCCUGAAAGAGCUGGUUAAUGCUAAACUGGAUCACUAACAGAACCCGGAUUUCAUCUGUAGGAUUUCAGAUAGAGGUUUUUUUUAACUGAGAAGGAGGACAGAUCUAAUACCUCCACUGACAAAAGCAGAUAAAUCACAAAAAAGACUUGAGCAGCCUUUGUAGAUUUGAAGUAAUCCAUGGAUCCAGGUCUGAGUCUUUGUUGAAGGAGUUUAUUUCUGGAUGAACGGUUUUCUUUCUUUGUGAAAAAGUUCGCAGAGUUGUGUAAAUGAACAUGCAUUAACUUUCAUGCUAUCAAGAUGAUUAUCGGCCUCAUUUUUGUUGUAAACAACUUCAGAGACAUUAAACUCCUAAACAGACGAGCUGCCCUCAUAACCGCUGAGAUUUGGCCGACAGUCAAUUUUAUUUUCGUAUAUUUUCCACUCUUAUUUAUGGCGCUGUCUAAAGCCCAUCUGGUCGCUGACAGAUUGGGACUUUGUCGUUAUACAAAUAUUUACUUCCUUGUUGAUCUUCUGUUUUCAUCUCACUCCUCUUUUUUGAUAGAUUGUGUAUUAUUUUUAGUCAGCCAAUUCUUCAUCACAAACUUCAUAUCUUGUCCCUGUCAGGACGUCAGUACGGCUUGAUUUGUUUUCUUUUCAAUGAUGAGAAGUAAAGGAAAAAGAACCGGAGCGAGGUUUAACAGUGUGAUUGAUGCAUAGUAAUAUCGGAGGGAGUCUUUCACACAAAACCCUGAAAGAAAACUUCAUCAUCCCCCAAACAGAAGCUGUUUUUCAUCCAGAAACCUGACAAGAGUUUUCCAACAUCUGGAGCAAAACAGAAAAAUGACAACUUGACGUGUGAGCGCUCCACACUCACCUUCGGAGUCGAUCCGUCUCAGACAUGUCUGAUGAGAGCUGGCAGGCUACAAAUCCCAGGUGGCUUUUCAGGUGUCCUCUUCUGUGACAGAGAAAGGGUUUCAUGGCGCUGCAGGAGAAGUCAGGCCAUUUAUCUUCAUCAGCUGAUGAGGAGCUCGAUUACAGACGUCUGGAAACACUCGCUACUCUGGAGGUGGCUGCAGGUGUGUGUACUAAACACAUAUUAAGAAUCGUAAUGUGUGUUCAGUACAUCUUAAUUUAACAUGCAUAAAAGAAUAUGCAUGCAUACAUACCUUUGGAGAUGAAUGCACACAUACACGCAGUUUUUCACACUCAAUUUCACACAAUCCAGCCCUCAGGAUGAGAGGUGGCUGCAGCUGCAAGCGUCUAAGAGGAUGUUGGGAGAAACGCCAAACUCUGGCAGCGAAUCAGAGCAAACAGGAAUCCGCAGCAGAGGCAAAGCGACUCCUGAUCCAUUGUCUUGGGGGUCUGCAGAACUUAACUUUGUGUUAUUGUUUAAAAAUGGACUCUUUCCUGUCUUUGAGAGAGGAGUCAGUCAAGGUGAGAAGCCGCCGGCUGCUGUUGAACUUAAUGAAGAGCUCUUAAGUUCCAGCUUAUCAUCAUUAGGCAGAUUUUAAUUAAUUAAGCAAGUGUUCAUUGUGAAUAUUGUCCUGCAAAUAUUCUCCACAGCCACACAAUCCCAAACCAAGCUGGAAUAAUCGUCUCAUUGUGUGCAAAUUAGCAUCUGCUGCUGUCAAACCAGGUUUCACAGAAAUUUUACAGCAUCAAAUCCCUAUAUCAGAAACAAUAGUUUGGCCAUAUUUCAGCUCAACAUCCAGUCUGAGGUUAUUUGCAUGAAGUCUAGAGCCAUUCAUUACUUUUAUACAGCGUGUCAGCCUUUGCAGUAACAUGUCUUUAUAUCCAGUCUCAAUCAGGACUAGCAGCAGGACUCUUCUACUACAGAGCCAUGCUGUUGUAAUCCCUGCAGAAUGUGGUUUAUCAUUGUCUUACUGAAAUAUGAAGGUCUUCCCUGAAAAAGCCUGUGACAUGGACUCUGAUGGUCCCCAUACCAGAAGGUAGGGCUGGAUGAUAAACUGAAAAUUUACAGAUACUGAAAUUUACGACAGUAACCGACGUCAUUCUGCUCAUGUCAAUAUAUUUGGUGUCAAAUAAAUAAAAGUUGGUUUGAAUGUGUGUAGGUAGGCUAUGGUCUCAUGUCCCUUUAAGAACUCAGGGCCGCAGAGAACGUUCAUAUUUUUAAGAGCAGGCUCAAGACCCACCGUUUUAGCUUAGCUUUUAAUUGAUAUUUGUUUUAUCUUCAUUUAUUCUAGUUAGAUUAGGUUUAUUUUAGGCCUGUGUUUUAUUCAUAUUUUAGUCUUUACUUGAUCUAUCCUUUUAUCAUUUUUAGGACCCCCAGUGUUUCCUCUGAGGGAGCCCUCGGCACCGGGAGCGGUGGCUGCUUGUGGUCGCGGGGGCCGGCCACGGGGUUCCUGGUGGAGGUUGCUGUCGGACACAUCCCUCCACUGGCCCCAUGUCGGUGUCCUGUGGCUGCGAGCAGCUCUCUGCUCCUGGUGCUGAUGGCUAUUCUGAUGACACUUUGAGUCACAUUCAUGUAGGAAAAGCGCUUUAUAAAUAAAGUUUGAUUUGAUUUGAUUCAAGACAAAGUCCUAAAUCGGAGACGUGACUCCACCCCAUCCAGUCCAUAGCAAAGAGGGAAUGACAGGUGAGGAGAUGGAGGACGGUUCAAGAGUUGUAGUGGCUGGAGCGGCGGUUGAAGUAGACCAAGUUAGUUUGGGAGGGGGUGAGCAGCUUGUGGAGUAGUUAUCGUCCAUUUAUCGUUAUCGAGGUGAACUGCUCAAUAUAUCAUGAUAUUAAUUUGAGGCCAUAUCGUCCAGCCCUACUAUAAGGGAUGCUGGCUUUGGACUGGGAGCUCAUAAUAAUAAUAUAGGUGAUGCUGCUCCUCUUUAGAUAAGAGGACGUAACGAGUCUAGAACAUGUGAAACGGUCUGUUACUUGAUGAGCUGAUGCACAAUUUUAACCUUUUUCAGACCGAUCUGAUUCACUGAGAUUCACCAAAGUCUCUCUGGCCUCUUCAGAGCUUUUAUUAAUGACAUCUCUUUAUAUUCACUUUAAGCUUUAGUUUAUUCUAAGGAUGGAUUUAAAAGCAAUGUAGCAUUUGUUUGCUUUGUUUUCUGAAAAGCCAUUCAUCAGUCUCCCAUCAGGAGUGCAUCCACUCAGAGAGCAGGUCUGACAUGUCAGACGUGCCGGACACUAAAGAGCACUUUGAAAAACACGGUUAGAAUUCGUGUGUUUGUGUUGUUGAAUCUUUACGUGCAGAGAGGACUGACCCUUGCGAAGCGCUGGAGUGACACCGCUGACCUUUUUCAGAUGUUUCUGACAACCUCUCAGAUUCAGACUGACAGGGCCAAACCCCCGUCUGUUACUCUGUGGUAACCUGUUUUUUAAACGGCACACAAUCAGUCCAUUUUCUCCUCUACCAUCCGUCUCUUUCCUCAUUUACACCCCUUAUUGAUGUAAAUUAGAGGAAACGUUUUGUUUAUUGUCCUCAUGGGAAUAAAAGUAUUGAACCUGUCCAAGCUUGAUUUCAUUUUUCUUCUUAAUUACAGAUACUGCAGAUAGUCUGACUAACUUUUCAGUCUUUCCAAUGACUGAUUAAUGUUUGAAGUGUUUUUUGCAUAUAAAAAUGAAUAAAUUAACCAUCAGGUACAUAAUGUUUUCAGUCUGAAGAAGACUGUCACAGUUGUAUAAACCCUCCUUGUCAUACUCUAUUCAGAUAAGGAGGUCAUAUUACAUAUUGGAUCAACAGUACACAAUGCAAAUGUAAGGAAGAAGCACACAAAGGUUUCAUUGUGGAUUACUCCAAGUGCCGGGGCUCGAUCAAGCCCUUUAUCUGCCCCUGUACAUGUAACUGAAUGUACAUUUACGUAUUUUAAACUCUCCUUCUGCAGAUGGAGACGAGGAAGCGUCUGGCGAAAAUCGUGUUGGUCUUCGUGGGCCUGUUCGCCCUCUGCUGGUUCCCGAACCACGUGCUCUACAUGUACCGCUCCUUCCAUUACCAUCAGAUGGACCUGUCUCUGGCUCACCUGGUCAUCACUCUCCUGGCCAGAGUCCUCAGCUUCUCCUCGUCCUGUGUCAACCCCUUCGCCCUCUACCUGCUGAGCGAAAGUUUCCGCAGACACUUCAACAGGUCGGAGCGCUUAUUUUGAAAUAUUCUCAACUAUAUAACCAAAACAACAACGGAGUAUUAGGGCCACGUUAAGAAAAAAUAAUAAAGAGAUUUCGAGAUUAAAGUCGUUAAUUUAUGAGAAUAAAGUCAUUACUAACAAGAAUAAAGUCGUAAUAAAGUAAUUACUUAUGAGAAUUAAGUCCUUGUAUUCUAACCUGCUGUUUACGAUGACAGUUGUUAAAAUGAGAGCCAUGGAGCAUUUUGUGAAAAUGUACUUUAAUAAAGGUUUCUCAAACAAGGAGAUACUUAAUCUUUUGGCACAUCAGCACCACAUUAUCAUAAGUAUCAUAAUUACUUUAUCAUGAUUUUAUUCUCGUUAGUAAUGACUUUAUUCACGCAUGUUAACAACUUUAAUCUCAAAAUCUUACUUUUUUUUUUAAUGCGGCCCUAAUUCGCUGUCGUACAUUACCAGUGUAAGCCUGCGAACAAACAUGCCUCUGAUAGAAAGUAAAGGAUAGGACCUAAAUGCAGUCUGCAGUCUUGGAGCUACUGCUGGAACAGAUGGUUUGUGCAAAGACAGACUAUCACAGGAAAUCCAGGAACACAAAGACGAAUGACACCAGAAAAGAGGCCAAAAAGGCGCAAGUUAGACAAACUUAACAAAGUUUAGCCCUCAAUCUGUCUCCAAUCUAUCUGCGGCUCCACUGUGCAAAGGAUCGUGUGCCAAAACCACUAAGAGUAAUGAAAAAAUGAAAAAGAAUUAGGUUAUUGGGGAAAUGCACCAGAAACUGGAAAGUGAAUUAUCUUUUCUCUAGUUUUGACUCCUUCAGACAUCACCCUGAGCAUGCAUGCUGUUCCAACUCCAACUGGCUCUGUUUUUGGCGCUGGCAGCAAUUUUAAUUUUCUACUCAGUCUAAAUGCAACUCUGCAUUUUCAGCACAGAGCGUUUGAGCUGUGAAACACCCUCAGCACCAUCUGAUUUUUGUCGCUUUACUAUUAUCGUGGCACUCCUGACCAAUCAGAAUCAGCGAUGGCAAGACUUCUGAUAACGCCUGCGUUACCAGCAAUGGCACCUCUGGAGAUGCUACGAAUGCUAGAACACGAUUUAUGAAUUAUUAAAGCUUGUCUUGUAAAAAGAUGUUAAAUUAAAGCUGUUUUGAAGCACAUGCACAGUUGGGAAAUAUGCCUAACAGUCAGUACUUUGAGACGACUGAGCGAGCUGCUGCUUUUGAUGAUGGUGGAUCUUCUUGGGCAUGCUCACAAACACAUCCUGUUUCUGUCAAAGUUGAGGAAUCACACUGAAAUAAAACAGAGAGGGAAGGCUAAUAAAACACCAGAGAAAGAUCACUGAGGCAGCAGAGAAACUUCAUACAUGUUAAAUAUGUGUGAAUAAGUUGUAUGCAGCUCAUGCGUGAUAGAGCCCAGUUUCCACAACCGAGGAUCAGACUGCCAAGGCCCCCACCUUGGUCCGCCGCCCAAUCCGUCCAGCACCCGACCCUUCAAGUCUCCUCUCGAGCUCUCGAUCUACUGGUCGAUCUACGUGCCGACUCUCACCUAUGGCCAUGAACUUGGGUAAUGACUAGGGCUGUCAAUCAAUUAAAAUAUUUCAUCGCGAUUAAUCGAAUUUUGAUCAUAAUUAAUCAUGAUUAAUCGCAAAUUGAUCGCAUAUUUUUGAUCCAUUCUAAAUCGAUCUUUUUCAAAUUGUAAUACUUUUAUCAACAUGAGAAUCAACACGAGAACAAAUCGUGGAUUUUCGUGGAUGCGAUUUGUAUGAUUUCGCAGACCAACGUCCUAUACAAUGCUAAUCGGCCGACAAGCGGUAGCCACCCUUUUAGCGAUCGCUGUUUCAAGUUUGCGUUUAGUAGAGCUCUCAAUCUGUUUACCUUGCACAUUCAGCGUUGUUUGCUUGAGGCAGGGGGACGCGGGGCUCUCUGCAUCAGCUGUUUGCUUGGCCGACAAGUCAUAUUUGAGACUGGACGUACUCUGGUGGUAACUAAAUUCAGCUCGGCAGGAAACACAAAUGACUUUUGUCCUGUCAAGAGAGCCAUCUGGCAAGGCUUUGUAGCUGAACUCUCCGUUCAAAAUAGUGUUCUUAUCCAUUAUAUCCUAGUUACUGCUCACAGGGAUUUGUUUAUGUCUGCCGCGGUAUCAGUCAGUGCACUACUUCCUGAUUCGCGAAACUACGGAGUGCCCCGAGGCUCACAUAGCCUGGACACCUCACCAACUGUUCAUCUACAACGGCAAGAAUAUCCACGCAGUGUGUGUAUAGUUUGGUCAAGCCAGGCUAAGGCUUAAUCGUGCGUCAAAAAAAUUAGUGGCGAUAAAAGUCACUCGAGUUAACACGACAAUAACGCGUUAACUUUGACAGCCUUAGUAAUGACCGAAAGAACAAGAUCGCGGAUACAAGCGGCCGAAAUGGGUUUCCUUCGCAGGGUGGCCGGGCUCAGCCUUAGAGAUAGGGUAAGGAGCUCGGACACUCGGGAGGCGCUCAGAGUAGAACCGCUGCUCCUCCACGUCGAGAGGAGUCAGCUGAGGUGGCUCGGGCAUCUGGUUAGGAUGCCUUCUGGACGCCUCCCGUUAGAGGAGAUCUCAUGGCCAGCCCAGGACCAGGUGGAGGGAUUAUAUCUCUCGCCUGGCCUGGGAGCGCCUGGGAAUCCCCCCGGGAGGAGCUGGUGGAAGUGGCCGGGGUGAGGGCCGUCUGGGCUUCCCAACUGAAGCCCCCAGGACCCGGACGAGGCAGAAGAAAACGAACGAACAGACAGACAGUAUAUUGUUUUUUCCCACUUGGGUGCAAAUUGUUUUGUGCUCUAAACAAGCGUGCGUUUAGACCAUGCAGGGAGAAAAGAAAGUACAGCAUCCCUGAGAUGAGCUGCUUCUAUCAUCAAAGAUAUAGAAACGUGCAGAGUACGGCUGCUCGAACAUCUGAUUUCCUCAUUGAUUGUGUGCAAAUAAAUAUGUUUGUCUAAAAUGGGUAAAAACUAGAAAAAAAAAAUGGUGAGCCUGGGACAUUCUGCUGCUCAGACUUGGCACAGUGCUGCUGUUUGGCUCGCUGCAGAGGACACUGUCACAGCAAAUAAAGAUUUAUCAGUAAGAAACAAGUUUAGGGAGAGUAAUUUCAUUUUAAACAUAAAUGGAUCCAUAAACUCUUCCCCAAAAUGAAAUAAUCACAAUAAAGUCUCCUUUUCACUUCUACAAUGUCAACUUCUACAACUUCUACCCUUUUUAGACCCCUUCAUGCCAGGUCAUACAUGAUCCCCUCUGAAGCUGUGAUUGUCCAUCACACUGAGACAAUAUCCUGAGGGGGAUUUCAUGCUUUCAUUUGAGUGAGAUUUGGUGCUGAUCAUUACAGGAAAUUGGAAAACAAGUUGUGCCUUCAGGAAGCAAUUAUAGAAGUACUGUAGCGUUAGAAACCUGCCAGGAUUUACCUGUCUCAGGAUUUGUUCUCAAGACUGAUUAUGACUGAGUUACGUUACAGUGUCCAGAGUGAAGAGCUUCAUCCUGACAUUUUACACCUGAACCUAUAAACCAAUAAGCAUUUUCCAAUUUAGUGCAGACAUUCAGGGCCUUUCUCACCCAAAGUCCGCUUAGGAGAUCUGGAUCAGGGACCAAAUGUUUACAUCGUUACAUUUGGUCUGGUUAGCGUUCACAUGGGACCAACCAAAUGAUUAAAAAAAGAGGGAAAUUACGAGGGAAAAUCCCUGUCUGUCACCUGCUCAUUUGGGGCACAAUCUUCAUUGUCCCACAACGCACAGAGAGUAACCGACCAGAGAGAGCAAUGGGCGUCUUGCUUUAUGAAAUUCACCAGAGGUGGCGGCGAGGUUGGGUGAGGAGACGCUGGGCAUUAAUGCAAAGGAAUGCCUUUAACACAUUGUCAGCGUGUUUGUUGAACAGAAGAACACCCAGGUAUUUAAUAUUUAAUACCUGACUAUUGUAUUAGAAUACAAACCCUCUGCCAUUUGUCCAGUUUUACGGUGUUUUGACUGGCUGUUCUCCGUCUGAUGCAGCCUCCAGUCAGCCAUAAUUUCCCAGCUUUAUUACACUGUAAAUAUGUUACUGGUUUAUACUGACAUAUAAAAAGUCUGGCUGCAUCAGCACUGCGGACCGCGGACCGGACCAUGGUUCAUUUGGAAGGGGACAGAGUCCUGCAUUUUCAAGAGGACUGUGGUCUGUUUGUUUGAUUGGGACCACAGUUCGCUUGCGCAUUUAUACCACCCAGAUCAAAAGAGUAAGGGGGACCAUGGUCCUUUGAGAACGGACCAAACAGUCCUGAUAUGGAUGCACCCUAAGUAUUGGUCCUUGAGUAUAGUUUACACUUCAACCUAACUUGAAAAAAAAAAUUUGGCAAACCCUUUCAUGGUUUCAUCCUGGAUUCACAGAUUAUUGACUCCCUCACUCUGGACCUCUUUGUACUGAAUAGCUUAAACUUUGCUUGUUACAUUCCCAGCGUUGAUUUUGGCGUCCAUGCUGCAGGACCUUCAAACUUCUGAGGUCUUUCAAAAGCCUUGUGCGCUGAGUUUGUUCUUUCUUCCUUCUCCACAGUCAGCUGCGAUGUGGUCGAGGUCCACGCCCCGAGCGCCAAGUCAGCUACCUGCACAGCACCUCCCACAUCCGCCUCACCUCCAUUAAGAAGAACACACCCACCACCGCCAUCACUACUGCAGCAGCCAACGGCAACUCCAACAGACAGGAAGUUGCUCUGUGAAGUGGGAUGCCGUUAGUCUCUGAUUUUUAGUCCUGCAAACACAGGACUCUCUGCAGAGGUACUGAGAUGAAGAUAAAAAAGUGGGUUUAUGAGUUAGGAGAACUCUGAACGAUUAAACCAGUUGUGUUUGUCAAAUGGACUAAAGAGACUCAAUCAUUUACAUCUUUAACUUCGCAAAAAAAAAAAAAAAACAAGAAGUGCCUCUUGGAAGUACAAUGAGGGAACUGCAGGAAAAAAAACACGCUGAAGGAAUUUCACAUUUCUCUCAGGCAGCUUCUCUCCAGACAAACCUAAAUGAUCUUUCGACAGUUUGCUUUCUAACUCAAAAAAAGUUUACAUCCAGCGCAGUUUCACAUUUAACCAGUUUAUGGCUGAGAGAACGGACAGCCUUUUCCAGCAUGGGUACCACACGAGCAUGUCUGCUAUGAAAGCUUGUUUCUAUGUGCUAAACCGCCGGCGUGCUCGUCUUUGAUUGAUGGUCUUUUGUCUGCGGCCUCCUGAUAAGAAGAAUCAGAACGAGCAACAUCCCCAGAGACGAGCCAGUUAUCGUGUUAUUCAAGCACAGGUCUGGACUACGCUUAGGAGAGAAGAUGAUAGGAGCAGCAGGGUGGACUUCAUCUGAACUCCUGUGAUUUCUGAGAUCAGUGUUCUUUAUUUGUAGCUGUUGAAAAACUACCAGAAGCCUUGCAAACCAAAUAUAACGCUGUGUGGAGGUAAUCCUCUUGGUCAAUGUUUUAUCUUUGGUUUCUGUUACUCUGUGGACACCAGGUACAACCCUGUGAUCUUGUGGGAUCUUCAUCAAGACUCCACAAAGAAGUCACUUUAAAUUUCUAAUGUUGGACUAAACCAUGGUAGAAGGUGGACUUUAGACUCAGUCCUGAUUGUUGCGAGGCCAUCUAGGAGACGUUAUCACAGUUUCUUACCCUCAAUUUCCACCGCAUCCAGAACGGCUCUGCUACGGAACGGUGGUGAUUUUUGCUGUCCGACCAAUUCCUACUGGAUACAUUUAUCAGGCGAAUUUGGUGUGGAUUUUGGACAGUGGGAAUCGCAAGAACUCACAAGAACCCGCAGAUUCACAUGCAAUCGUACGAUAAUGAGAUGUCUCUAUAAAGACAGCCACAAAACCAUAUAGGCAGUAGAUUGUGUCCUUCCAGAGGAGGAAAUCCACUUCUAGACUCCUAGAAUCAGCAUCUCCUCAUCAGAUGAAAUGCUGUCUGAAAAACUUUCACGGCUGCGAUCGGCGGAUACUACCUUUUCUUAGCCGUUCCAGAUGCGGUGGAAAUUGGGGGUUAGUCUCGUCUUUGGGACCUGUAUUAUUUAACAAGUUAAAAAUUGGAGUUCUUCAGUGCCAACUCACAUAACUGAAUGUCCAUAAACAGCUGAAAAUAACUGCCAGUAAAGUCCUGUAACUCAACUAACCAGAAAUGUCUGUGAAAUGUGCCGAAGCUUUAUGAUGCAGUCAGAAUUAAUCUAAUCAGAGCGGAGUUAACGAGAGGUGAAAUCACCAACAGUUAUAUAUUUAUGCUGCAUUCAAAUGGGACUCAUAAAGCUGUGGAUUCUGUAAAUGUAAGGCUAGACUCAGGGCAGUUUCUGCUGGAUUCACAGAGUAACAGAUCAGUUUCUUCGUUAAGUGUCUGUGCUUUGUGUUGUUGUUUUGGCAUGAACAGACAGGUGGCAACGUGUGAACAGGUCAGUGUUCUGUAUUUUCGAAAUAAAUGCAGAGGACGUGAUGAACUUUCUGUGACAUUUCUUUUCUAAGUGUUCGAUGUUCUUUGUGCCAGGCGUGUUUCAUGUCACAUGUUGGGAAAAGACACCUGAGUUUCAAAAACAUAAAUAAUAAAUGUUUCUACAUGAGUCAAACCCACA
Molecule: messenger RNA, 47412 nt
Organism: Xyrichtys novacula (pearly razorfish)
Lineage: Eukaryota; Metazoa; Chordata; Actinopteri; Labriformes; Labridae
Source: the annotation of a GenBank genome assembly